AUAUGUUUUUGAAAUAGUUGUAAGCAUUCUUAGAAGUUUCUCUCCACAAAAUGAUGGAGGAGAGAAAAAAACCCCAAAAACUAUGCCAUUCAUGUACCACGAACUAUAUACUGAGAAGCACCAGGAUACAAUGACGCUGAUGACGUGCUGAGACCUUCUCCCUCAAGCUUGCGUGAGCCGCAUCACGCUGUCCCCGUUCUUUACAGCGGGCGGAAGGAUAUUUUCUUUGGGUAUCAGGAUCCGGGCUAGGAGAAGGAUGCAGAUGGGAUCGCUGUGUGUCUGCCAGCUCCGGGCGCUGUGAUCUCACGUUUUCCCUGCAGUGAGUAACAUUGCAACCCGUAACCGCCCGGGCUCCAUCCCGCAGGCCUGCUCUGUGCUCACUCCUCAUGUCUGGGCUCUGUCCGAGCGAUAACGCGGAGUCUGCCAGUGUCCCUCAGCCAAGGCCCCGCCCCCAGGCCCUCCCCCUGCCCGCUGCAGAGAGAAGGUGUGUGCGGUGUCUGUAGGCAAUAAAUGGGGGUCUCAGAGACCCCCACACUGUGGGUCAGUCAGCACUGAGCUCCUGCACUCCGGCUGUGGGCUAGGCACUAGGCUAGGCUUCCUUUAAUGCACACAGGUUAACUGCCACAGGUUAACCAUCAUCAUCAUAAUAUAUACCAUAACAACUAGACUGCCACAGGGUAACCGUCAUCAUAAUAUAUACCAUAACAACUAGACUGCCACAGGGUAACCGUCAUCAUAAUAUAUACCAUAACAACUAGACUGCCACAGGGUAACCGUCAUCAUAAUAUAUACCAUAACAACUAGACUGCCACAGGGUAACCAUCAUCAUAAUAUAUACCAUAACAACUAGACUGCCACAGGGUAACCAUCAACAUCAUAAUAUAUACCAUAACAACUAGACUGCCACAGGGUAACCAUCAACAUCAUAAUAUAUACCAUAACAACUAGACUGCCACAGGGUAACCAUCAUCAUCAUAAUAUAUACCAUAACAACUAGACUGCCACAGGGUAACCAUCAUCAUAAUAUAUACCAUAACAACUAGACUGCCACAGGGUAACCAUCAUUAUAAUAUAUACCAUAACAACUAGACUGCCACAGGGUAACCACAACAUCAUAAUAUAUACCAUAACAACUAGACUGCCACAGGGUAACCAUCAUCAUAAUAUAUACCACCAACAUAGACUGCCGCAGGUAACCAUCAUCAUAAUAUAUAGACUGCCACAGGGUAACCGUCAUCAUAAUAUAUACCAUAACAACUAGACUGCCACAGGGUAACCGUCAUCAUAAUAUAUACCAUAACAACUAGACUGCCACAGGGUAACCAUCAUUAUAAUAUAUACCAUAACAACUAGACUGCCACAGGUAACCGUCUUCUAAUAUAUACCAUAACAACUAGACUGCCACAGGGUAACCGUCAUCAUAAUAUAUACCAUAACAACUAGACUGCCACAGGGUAACCGUCAUCAUAAUAUAUACCAUAACAACUAGACUGCCACAGGGUAACCAUCAUCAUAAUAUAUACCAUAACAACUAGACUGCCACAGGGUAACCAUCAUUAUAAUAUAUACCAUAACAACUAGACUGCCACAGGUUAACCAUCAUCAUAAUAUAUACCAUAACAACUAGACUGCCACAGGUUAACCAUCAUCAUAAUAUAUACCAUAACAACUAGACUGCCACAGGGUAACCAUCAUCAUAAUAUAUACCAUAACAACUAGACUGCCACAGGGUAACCAUCAUUAUAAUAUAUACCAUAACAACUAGACUGCCACAGGUUAACCGUCUUCUCAAUAUAUAUUUCAUAACAACUAGACUGCCACAAGGUAACCGUCAUCAUAAUAUAUACCAUAACCACUACACUGCCACAGGGUAACCGUCAUUAUAAUAUAUACCAUAACAACUAGACUGCCACAGGGUAACCAUCAUUAUAAUAUAUACCAUAACAACUAGACUGCCACAGGUUAACCGUCAUUAUAAUAUAUACCAUAACAACUAGACUGCCACAGGUUAACCGUCAUUAUAAUAUAUACCAUAACAACUAGACUGCCACAGGUUAACCGUCAUUAUAAUAUAUACCAUAACAACUAGACUGCCACAGGGUAACCGUCAUUAUAAUAUAUACCAUAACAACUAGACUGCCACAGGUUAACCGUCAUUAUAAUAUAUACCAUAACAACUAGACUGCCACAGGGUAACCAUCAUCAUAAUAUAUACCAUAACAACUAGACUGCCACAGGGUAACCGUCAUUAUAAUAUAUACCAUAACAACUAGACUGCCACAGGGUAACCGUCAUUAUAAUAUAUACCAUAACAAUUAGACUGCCACAGGUUAACCGUCAUCAUAAUAUAUACAUUAACAACUAGACUGCCACAGGGUAACCAUCAUUAUAAUAUAAUAUAUACCAUAACAACUAGACUGCCACAGGUUAACCAUCAUCUUAAUAUAUACCAUAACAACUAGACUGCCACAGGUUAACCAUCAUCAUAAUGUACUCCAUAACAACUAGACUGCCGCAGGAUAGACAUCACCAGAAAUGUACUCACUAAUAACUAGACUGCAACAGGUUAGCAAUCAUUAGAAAUGUACUACAUGAGAACUAGACAGCCACAGGUUAGCAAUCAUUAGAAAUGUAUCCCAUAAUAACUAGACUGCCACAGGUUAGCCAUCAUCAUCUGGCAGGUUUAAGCAUCGUCAGAAAUGUACUCAAAAAUAACUAGACUGCCACCGGUUAAUUAUCAGGAUAAAUGUAGUCAUAAUAAAUGUACUCCGUAAUAACUAGGUUGACAAAGGUUAGCCAUUACAAGAUGUUUACCAUAAUGUCUACGCUGCCACAGGUUAAUUAUAAUAAAUGUACUCCAUAACAACUAGGCUGCCACAGGUUAGGUAUCAUCUUAUAUGUAUUUCAGAAUAACUAGCAUGCCACAGAUCAGUCAGCAUCAUCAGAAGUGUUCUCCAUAACAACUAGGCUGCUCCUGGUUAGUUAUCAUCAGAUAUGUUCUCCACAACAACUAAAGUUGCCACAGGCUAGCCAUCAUAAUAAAUGUAAACAAUAUCAGCUAAACAUCUACUCGCUAGCCAUUGUUAGCCAUAUAAUUUGGUUCGCUAAGAGACCUGGUUAGCUAUCUGCAGCUGAUUUGGAUGGUUGUGCACUUUGGGAAAUGUAUCUAAAAACUACCAACAUUUGUUUGGCUUUUUAUCCUUCAUCCUUUGGCUGGUUAUGCAUAGUGGAAAUUAUACUUAUCACAUAGACAGGCAGCCAAAGAUUUGCAUCUAUGAGAAAAAAAAAAAUUAGUCUUCGAGUGGUUAUGGACAUUUACCAGUAACCAGUUGAAGAAUAGGCAGCUUCGCACAAAGAGAGAUUCCCUAAAUGCUUCAACCCUAACCCCCCAUGUAUGUGAAUACUAUGCAAGUAGAAGUAGCAGCAAGCACGUCUCGCAAUGCCUAAUUUCUGGGCUUAAAGUACAGACUCCGGCUUAAAUGUUCCUGCCACUAUAAAUGUGUUCAAAAGGGGAAUUUGUUGCACUAUGCAAUAUUUUGUGUUUGUAGGAAAAAUGUGCACAUGUAUGAAUACAGGGGUAUGCAGUGGAUCACGAGCAUUUGCAUGCAGGGGAAGGCCACUGUGUGUGAACAACCGAGCAUGUAUUGUAACACUUUUCCCAUUCUAAGUUAUUUUCCAACUUCUGCCCCAUGUCAUUGGUCCCUGUGCUCUACAUCCAAAUGGACAUAAAGAGGACUAUUUUUACAUGUGGAGGAAAGUGGCAGAUCAUUGCUGCAUUUAUUUCCUCACUAUAUCGCUUCCCCAUCAACCUACAUGACUAGCUCCUCUCAUUUUCACUACCUUCUUUCUUUAAAUUUUCCUCCCUUAUUUGGUCUCUUAUGGUCUCCUAUGUUUCUGUGCUAUGCUUUUACCUUUACAAGCAGGUGGUGGCAUCAUCCCUGGUGUAACCGCAGGUGGUUCCUUUAUUUACCACUUUAAUGUCUUAAAGCAUAGAACUUAGUAGGGCUAACCAUACAGAUAUCUUAGCCAUAAUUUUAUAUAGUUAGUAAGAGAUCCUCUAUUUAACAUAUAUACAUAAUUGAGAAUACAAUAUAAAAUAAGGAUUGUAUUGGUAGCAAUAGGUUUGUCUUUUAGAUAUUUAUUAUAUAAAAAUAUAAAUAUAGACAUAUAAAAUCCAUUAUAGCAGAGUUUAUAAGAUUAAAUUACAUGCUUGCAAAUAUCAUUAAUAGGUUAACAUACCCCUCUGAACAUGUCAUCAUGUCAGCCUCUCUGUCAUUUUAAGAUGGAGCAGCGUCUGUCUCCAAGUCUCUUCUCUGUGUCUUAACAUUUAAAAGUACACACAUUUAUACCUUAGGUGUCUUCAUUUUAGGGUUACCGUAGUUCUUUUACUUUAUUUAUUUUAGGACCUCCCUUAAUUUGGCAAACAUACAAGGCCAUAACUAAAGGGUGCAUACGUCAUGGAAACUUUCCUGACUUAGUUCAAGAUGGCAUCUUUAAGUCUGGACAUCCUUAUCUACUUAAGGUUACCACCGUAGCAUAGCCUUGAAGCUUGUUUAUGCAUUAUUGUUAUUGUAAUUAGUCUGGGACAACAUGGCGCAAACAUAUUAUGCACUGGGGUAUUGCUUAAAGAAACAGUUAUGAAAAACAAUAUGUUCCAUUUCUAACACCUUGUCAGUUUGCAAUAUCUCUUAAAGACAAAGUACACAGUUUAAGAAAUACAACAUUUCAUUCUAAAACUUGUAAUAUUUGCAUUUGCCCAUAACACUGGUAUCUAAUGUGAGCAGUGCUGUAUGGAGUUGUCUUUUAUCCACUGCAGAAAACCUUAAACUGUGUUCAUUACAUUGCUUUAGUACAUUAAAGGGGCACUAUAGUCACCAGAACAACUACAGCUUAAUGUAGUUGUUCUGGUGUGUAUAGUAUGUCCCUGCAGGCUUUUUGCUGUAAAUAAAACGCUUCAUAGGGACACCUUCAGUCAGAUGGCCACUAGAGGUGCUUCCUGGGUCCAAGCUCUGUAUGUAGAUGCUGAAUUUUCCCCUUAGAGAUGCAUUGAGUCAACGUGUCUUUGUGAGGAGAUGUGAUUGGCCAAGACAGACUGUUUUUUGCUCCGCCACGCCUCCUUGACUGAGAUCAUCAGAAUUGAUCCUAUGGGAAAGCAUAGGAUUGGCUGAGAUCAUCAAUUCUGAUGAUGGCAGCCAAGGGGUUGGGCCAGCAUUGGCAGACCUGUGCGACUCUGCAUAAAGGCAAGUUUUUUUUUUAAUUCAAGGGUGGCAAGGGGGGGCCGGGCAGCUAAAAUGGAUUUUUAACACUAUAGGGUCAGGAGUACACGUUUGUGUUUCUGACCCUAUAGUGUUCCUUCAAAGUAUGACUCAUCACAGGAUACUGGGUAGCUGUGCUUUUCUGUAGUGGACUGAAUAGAGCUUGGCGCCACUGCACUUCACACUCCUGACCGGAAUUGUGGUACUGGAGCCCCCAGAGCUGCUCCUGUCUUACCUGGUGGUUGCAUUUGGUAUUCAGGCUCUCGUAAUCUAAAGUUCGUCUGCCAGUGAUUGGUUUCUUCUCACCAGUGGUGAGAGAGUUAGUUUGAGUUGUGCCUCAUUGGAACUUUGGCAGUGUAUUGAUGGAUGAGAAUGAUGAGAGAUUUAAUUCAACAGCAUCCUCCCAUCGUGAAACUUGGCAUUUGUCCAUUGCUACUAAGCCAUUGUUUGUAUUUCUUUCCUAAAUAUCUGUUUGCAAAUCCAGCAGUGAAUUUUCAUCUCUGUAAUUGUGUGUUUUGUAAAACCUUUUGUGUCAGAACAGUAUAAAAAUACAUACUUCAAAAUAAGAUAAACAUACAAAAUCCCUGUGUGAUCGGAUUUGUGAGACUCAAACACCUAUGUGGUAUCCCCUUAACACACACAACAAAAACAAAAUAUGACCGAUUAUCCGUCUGGCCGAUAUUGCCAAUAAUACAUACCAGGACUGCCGGGCACAUGACAAGCGCGGCGGUCCUGGGGGGCCCACAGCAAGCGCUUACUUACCUUCCAAGCAGCUCCCUUAAGCUCCCCUGUGUAAAUCUUGCGAGUCCCGCAAUUUACAUAGGGGAGCUGAAGGGAGCUGCUGGAAAGGUAAGUAAGCGCUUGCUGCUGGGCCCCCACUGUACUUUCCAUGCCACCGGACCACCAGGGAAUACUAUAUCCCCCCUCUCUGGUAAGAAGCAGGGAGGGGGGAUUAAAAAAAAAAAUUAAAUAUUAAAAAAAAAUUAAAGCACAAAUUACAUCCCUACACAAACACACACACACACUCUGCAUUAUAUACACACAAACAUACACACUCUGCAUUAUAUACACAGUAUACAAACACACACACUGUAUUAUAUACACACUACACAAGCACACACACACUCUGCAUUCAUUAUACACACAUACUACACAAACACACUGCAUUCACUAUACACACACUCUGCAUUCAUUAUAUAAACACACUGCAUUCACUUUACGCAAACUACACACACUGCAUUCACUAUACACACUACACAAUCACACACAAUCUGCAUUCACUAUAUAUACACACUACACAAACACUCACUGCAUUCACUAUAAAUACUCACUGCAUUCACUAUACACACUACACAAGCACACACAAUAUGCAUUGUCUACAUAUACACACUACACAAACACUGCAUUCAUUAUAUACAUACUACACAAAUACACACUGCAUCCACUACACACACAGCUCCCCUGUCUAAACACACUGCGUCCACUACAUGUGGCAUGUAUAUUUUGUGCAUUUACCUUUAGAAAUAGUUUAUUUGUUCAAAAUGGUAAAUGAACAGAAUAUCGGCCUGAAAGUUCACAGAUUAUCGGUAUCGGCUCUAAAAAAAAAAUCAGUAUCCGUCAAUCCCUACAAAAUAUACAAAUUCCACCUAGUUUUCGUAUAAAAAUACAAACGGUCCAGAAAGCCUGUCACUGUCUUUGACAAAAAUAUGUAAUAAUUGUUUAUAUUGAAGCCCAAAGGUUAUUUUGUACAUUUUAGUUACUGCAGUCAGAUCAUUCCAUCAUCCAAAAUCUAUAUACCGUACAUAUAUAUAUAUAAAUUCCUUGAAUACUUGACCUGCAUGUGCUCUUUUUUUUUUCUAUGUAUGCAUGCGUGUAUUUGUUCACAGACAUCCAGAAUUAAAGUGUUCUGCAAUAACUUUGAUAUUCACACAGUCUCUUUGCUAUGCCGAUAGUUUCUUAUUGCUGUCAGUCCCAUGCUCUCUCUUUGACCUAAUCUGCAUUGAUGAAACUAUAGACGUGGAGCUGUGAUUGAGGUCAGUAACAGGAGCAUUGUAGAAAAGGCUAAACAAGUGUGUGCAAUAUAUUUAGGGCUAUAUAUGUGCAGAAUUUGAAUUUAUCAACCAUGUCCGUUAUAAACCUUGUCAAUUUAUUCAAUAGGAGGGGUUUUUAACUAAAUUGAAAAUUGUCGGGAAUUCAAAAUUAAAUACAAAUUUAAAGGGACACUAAAGGUACCCAAAUCUUUUAAUUCUAAUGAAAUGAUCUAAGUGCAGUUCCUCUGGCUUUUAGCUCUUCAGUCUAAAACAUUGCUGUUUAGUAGAUACAUCAAUGCUUCGAAUGAAGGCUUAAAGGAACACUGUAGACACCCAGACCACUUCAGCUCAUUGAAGUGGUCUGGGUGCAAUGUCCCUUAACCCUGCAAUAGUAAUUAUUGCAGUUAUUGAGAAACUGCAAUAAUUACUAUCCAGGGUUAACUCCACUUCUAGUGGCUGUCUACCUGUCUACUGUUUUACUCGGGAGACUUAGCUGAACUCAAAUAUUAGUGUUUCAAACUGGUAAAUUGUAUUACAACGAUGAUAUUUUAAGUAAAAGUGACGUUUUGUGCAUUUUUUUAUAUUUGUGUUUAGUGAAGUCUCCCGAGAAUAACAGUACCCCCCAUGUACAGGUUUUAUGGUGUUUUGGAAAGUUAGAGAGUCACAUAUAAGGCUUGCAUUUCAUUUUUUGACAUUGAAAUUUGCCAGAUUGGUUAUGUUGCCUUUGAGAGCGUAUGGUAGCCCAGGAAUGAGAAUUACCCCCAUGAUGGCAUACCAUUUGCAAAAGUAGACAACCCGAGGUAUUGCAAGUGGGGUAUGUCCAGUCUUUCUUAGUAGCCACUUAGUCACAAACACAGGACAAAUAUUAGUUUUUUUGCUUUUUUCACACAAAAAUAAAUAUGAACGCUAACUUUGGCCAGUGUUUGUGACUAAGUGGCUACUAAAAAAUAUUAAACAUACCCCACUUUCAAUACCUUUGCUUGUCUACUUUUUCAAAUGGUAUGCCAUUAUGGGAGUAAUUCUCAUUCCUGGGCUACCACACCAUCUCAAAGGUAACAUUACUAAUCUGGCAAAUUUCAAUUUGAAAAUGGAACGUUCUAUAUUUGACCCUGUAACUUUCCAAAACACCAUAAAACCUGUUAAUGGGGGGUACUGUUGUACUCCUGAGACAUCGCUGAUUACAAAUAUGUGCAUUUUUUUGCUGUAAAACCUAACAGUAUUAUAACAUUUUCAGCUAAAAUGUGAGGCGGAACUAUAAAUUUAAAAACUUUUUUUACAUUUCUCACAGUUUUUAAAUUUUAUUCAUAAUAAAUUAUGUUUCAUAGCUAAAUAUUUGAUAUAAAAUGAAAGCCCUGUUUCUCCUGAACAAAAUGAUAUAUAAUAAGUGUGGGUGCAUUUAAUAUGAAAGAGGUGAAUUACGGUUGAACGGACAUAUAGCGCAAAUUCCAGUUUUUGUUUACGUUUUGUUUUGAUCAGAAUGUGCACUAUUGACUCCGUCCUGAAGGGGUAAAUAUUUUUGAAUAUUUAUUUACAGUGUGUGUAUAUAAUGAAUGCAGUGUGUGUGUAGUGUGUAUAUAAUGAAUGCAGAGUGUAUAUGUGUGUAUAUAAUGAAUGCAGAGUGUAUAUGUGUGUGUAGUGUGUGUGUGUUUGUAUGAAUGCAGUGUGUGUGUAUAUAAUGCAGAGUGUGUGUAAACUGGGUGGGGGAGGGCAUUUUUAUUAUUUGUAUUUUUUAUUUAAAUAUUGCAUUUUUUUUUUUUACUUUGUUUUUAGUCCCCCCUCCGUGCUUCAUACUUGGCCAGGGAGGGGGAAAUGUCAAUCACUGGUGGUCCGGUGGCAUGUACUGAGCAGUGGGGACCCACAGAAACCCUUACUUACCUUCCCAGCAGCUCCCUUUAGCUUCCCUGUCUAAAUCUCGCAGUCUGGAGACUUAGACAGGGGAGCUGAAGGGAGCUGCUGGUUAGGUAAGUAAGAGCUUCUGCGCCUCCACUCUCCCCCUAUUGUUUUAUAUUUUUUCAAACAAUUGAAAACUGCAGCCUUGAUUAUCAUCCCCAUCAAAAUUUACAUACCCUUCCUGGUAUCUAUAAUUAUUAGAUACAAAGGAUUUUCUUUAUUGGUUAGAAAGCAUUGUUUUGUUAUAAUGAUAAGAAAUGUAAAAGAUAAAUAAAAUCAAACUAAGUAAAUAUAAGGAUGACAUAAUUGCGUGUGUAUGUAUAUAUCUUAAAUUUUUAAGUCUUAUCCUACUAACUAGGCCUUAAAAUGUACUUGCCAUUGCAAAAUAAAGCAUACUUACCCGGGAUACAUUUUAUGUUUGAGCAGGCCCUUCUUCACUUCUUUCUGUUAAUACAGGGAGUGCAGAAUUAUUAGGCAAGUUGUAUUUUUGAGGAUUAAUUUUAUUAUUGAACAACAACCAUGUUCUCAAUGAACCCAAAAAACUCAUUAAUAUCAAAGCUGAAUAUUUUUGGAAGUAGUUUUUAGUUUGUUUUUAGUUAUAGCUAUGUUAGGGGGAUAUCUGUGUGUGCAGGUGACUAUUACUGUGCAUAAUUAUUAGGCAACUUAACAAAAAACAAAUAUAUACCCAUUUCAAUUAUUUAUUAUUACCAGUGAAACCAAUAUAACAUCUCAACAUUCACAAAUAUACAUUUCUGACAUUCAAAAACAAAACAAAAACAAAUCAGUGACCAAUAUAGCCACCUUUCUUUGCAAGGACACUCAAAAGCCUGCCAUCCAUGGAUUCUGUCAGUGUUUUGAUCUGUUCACCAUCAACAUUGCGUGCAGCAGCAACCACAGCCUCCCAGACACUGUUCAGAGAGGUGUACUGUUUUCCCUCCUUGUAAAUCUCACAUUUGAUGAUGGACCACAGGUUCUCAAUGGGGUUCAGAUCAGGUGAACAAGGAGGCCAUGUCAUUAGAUUUUCUUCUUUUAUACCCUUUCUUGCCAGCCACGCUGUGGAGUACUUGGACGCGUGUGAUGGAGCAUUGUCCUGCAUGAAAAUCAUGUUUUUCUUGAAGGAUGCAGACUUCUUCCUGUACCACUGCUUGAAGAAGGUGUCUUCCAGGAACUGGCAGUAGGACUGGGAGUUGAGCUUGACUCCAUCCUCAACCCGAAAAGGCCCCACAAGCUCAUCUUUGAUGAUACCAGCCCAAACCAGUACUCCACCUCCACCUUGCUGGCGUCUGAGUCGGACUGGAGCUCUCUGCCCUUUACCAAUCCAGCCACGGGCCCAUCCAUCUGGCCCAUCAAGACUCACUCUCAUUUCAUCAGUCCAUAAAACCUUAGAAAAAUCAGUCUUGAGAUAUUUCUUGGCCCAGUCUUGGCGUUUCAGCUUGUGUGUCUUGUUCAGUGGUGGUCGUCUUUCAGCCUUUCUUACCUUGGCCAUGUCUCUGAGUAUUGCACACCUUGUGCUUUUGGGCACUCCAGUGAUGUUGCAGCUCUGAAAUAUGGCCAAACUGGUGGCAAGUGGCAUCGUGGCAGCUGCACGCUUGACUUUUCUCAGUUCAUGGGCAGUUAUUUUGCGCCUUGGUUUUUCCACACGCUUCUUGCGACCCUGAUGACUAUUUUGAAUGAAACGCUUGAUUGUUCGAUGAUCACGCUUCAGAAGCUUUGCAAUUUUAAGAGUGCUGCAUCCCUCUGCAAGAUAUCUCACUAUUUUUGACUUUUCUGAGCCUGUCAAGUCCUUCUUUUGACCCAUUUUGCCAAAGGAAAGGAAGUUGCCUAAUAAUUAUGCACACCUGAUAUAGGGUGUUGAUGUCAUUAGACCACACCCCUUCUCAUUACAGAGAUGCACAUCACCUAAUAUGCUUAAUUGGUAGUAGGCUUUCGAGCCUAUACAGCUUGGAGUAAGACAACAUGCAUAAAGAGGAUGAUGUGGUCAAAAUACUAAUUUGCCUAAUAAUUCUGCACUCCCUGUAUUUGUAUGUCAAUUACUCGUCAUCCCCAUUCUAUAAUUGUAAUGUAAUGCUGCAGAAUAUGUUGGAGUUCUAUAAGUCUAAUAACAAAAAUAAUUAAACACACACAGACUCUACCAUGUGAUAGUGGCACAGAGAAAUUAAUCACAAGAAUUUAUUUAAAAAGUUGAACUAUCCCUCUCCAUAUGUAAUGUGACAUAAUGAAGAACAUGCUGUAAAAAUUACGCAUGCAAUAUUUAUUUAUUUAUAAAAUAUUUUACCAGGAAAGAUACAUUGAGAUUUCUGUCAUUUUCAAGUAUGUCCUGGGUCCACAAAUCAUUGCAUUGUUACAUUAGGGUACAACAAAAUACAAAAACAAUAUUAAUACACAAUAUAUACAAAAUUUAACAUAGAACAGGCAGGAAAUAUAUAAUCAACCAUGACACGUGCAUUCUGUUUUGAGGUAUGUAGAGAGGGAUCUCUUAAAGGACUUUAGGCUUAGGGAAGAUUUAAAAUUGUGCGUGAGGUCGUUCCACAAUUGCGGUGCUCUAUAGGAGGAGGAGGAUCGGGCCGCUUUCUUUUUGUAUUUAGGUAGACUAAGUAAAGUGUUGGUACUGGAUCGGAGCUUAUAGGAAGUGGGAACAGCUGGGGAAAGCAUUUUGUUCAGGUAGGGUGGGAGUUUCCCAGAAAAGCUCUUAAAAACAAAAUAUGUCCCUCACCCUCUAACAAUGAAUGCGCUUGAAAAGAAAAUGUAAUACAUUUAUAAUAGUAGAAAAUUAUAAGGAAUUCGCAAUGUGCAGGACUUGGUAUAUAAAACCUUUGCAUAAAAUAAACAUGUAUUAAUCAAAUUUGAAAUUAUGGAAAAUUGACAAGGGAAUUGCAAAUUGCAUGAUUAUGCUAUUACAUGACGAAAAAGUCAUGAUUUUAUUAAAGACACGGAGGCGAGUAUUGCAUAUCCCUUUCUUUACUGUCCACCAAUAGCAGCAAAGAAUACAAACAGAAUGAAAAAAUAAUGAACAUACAGUAACAUAGGCCCCUCCCUGCUCAGGUCCCAGUAUAAUAGGUAGCACUUCCCUUCCAUUUCCCUCUUUCUGAAGAUGCGACCAUGGUAAAAAUGUCCAAACCAAAAAUUGUGAGAAAGUCCCAAGGUAACAACUUACAACUGAAGAGGGUAGAACAUCAGCAACCGGGAAGCUUGACCAUAGGAUUCAUAGGACCACCGGAUAACAGCGGGGGCAGUCCUCAUAAGUCGGAUGACUGCUUGCCAUCUUGUCGAGUUAGGCUGUGAAAACAUAAAGGAACAGGAGCUGACAGGUUAAAGUCGAUACUUGCAACUAAUUUCAAGGUUAAACCGGUGAGAAAAAACCCACAUAUAUACAGUCCCACAAUAUAAGAGUGAUUUACCAUUAAGUUACAUAAACAUCAUUCUCGCAGCAUGGCCCCACUUACCGUACAAAACCAUUCGAUGUGGUUUGUUGUAGUGUGCAUUAAACCUGGGUGGGAAAAGUAUUAUAACCGUAGAAGAAUAAUAUGGGUGAGACAAUACUCGCCUCCGUGUCUUUAAUAAAAUCAUGACUUUUCGUCAUGUAAUAGCAAAAUCAUGUAAUUUUAUAACAAGACACGGAGGCUCAUAUUGCAAGUUUAAAGCAGGUCCACUACCGCAGCGAAAGUAUGUGGGGCUGGGUGAAAGUAAAAUUCCCGAAACGUAGACUCCCUUGACCAAUCGGCCGUCCUCAUAAUGUCCUCCAGACGCAUGCCUGCAGUCAUCAUCGAAGAGGCUGAGGCCCCCCGGACCGAAUGGGCGCUAAAGACCGUGGUAUCAAUGCCUGCCUGGGACAAUAGCCACUUCACCCAGCGUGACAAGGUUGUGCUAGAAACCGGCUGGAAAGGAGGACGAAAGGAUAAAAAUAGCUGUGGAGAGGGUUGGUGCGAGUUUCGUAUUCGCGUAGGCAGGCCACUGGACAUAAUGCCAGAGAGGUAGGGAAACUAGGUUAGGAUACCGAUUUGAUAGAAGUCUUAGUCCGCGACCUGGUGGAGACCCGUCCGGGGUAUAUGACCUGGUGUCGAAAUCCAGAACUCUGACAUCCGAGACCCUCUUGCAUGAGACAAGGCAGAGCAGGCAAACCAACUUGGCAGAUAGUUGUUUUAAGGAGAGCCCUGAAUUAGUGGACCAGAAUGAGAGGAAGGCCAACACAACGGAGACGUCCCAGGUCGUGGAGUAGCGAGGCCUGGGUGGUCAGGAGAAUCGAGAGCCCUUGAGGAGUCGGCACACUAAGGGAUGCUGUCCCGCGGGACAUCCGUCGAAGCCUUGGUCAAUCGCCGAGAUGGCAGACCGGUAAAGGUUGAUAGUCCUGUAAGCCUUCCCAGCCUCGAAGAGGGACGUCAGAAAUUGCAGGACCAUGGUUACAGAGGCCGAAACGGGAUCUGCGUUCCUAGCCAUGCGCCAGCUAGCCCAAGCUCGCCAAGCUGAUCCAUUUGCCCGUCUAGUGCCGGGAGCCCAUGCCUCCGCCAACAGUCGUCUAGUCAUGUCCGAAACUCCUUGGAUCUCCCAGGGUCCCCUGAGAUCCGCCAUGCCAGGAGUGGGAGGGAGCCUUCCAACCGGAGGGGGUGACAUCGUCCCAUCGGCACUCUGCACUCUGGCAGUAGUCGGGGAUGGUCCAUCGUCAUCUCGAGCAUUUGGGGGAACCACGACUGUGUUUCCCAAAAGAGGGUCACCAUGUUUCGUAUUCUGGUCUCCAUAUUGCUCUCUGGGCCCAACCACGUAGGUCUUUGGGGUCAACCAUGCGGUUCUCCGCUCUGGCGUCUUCCGCCAAGUCAAAUAAUUUGGCCGGGGGGCCGAAUAUGUCCAGGUGUUAAUCCUGGCAGGACUUUAAUCCUCUACCCGGGAUCAUGGAGAACGGGGGAAAAGCAUUAGGAGGCCUCUGCUCCAGUCUCGCAGGAAGGCGUCCACUGCCUCCGCCGCUGGAUCUGGCCUCCGCUCUGGAGAACGGGGGAAAAGCAUUAGGAGGCCUCUGCUCCAGUCUCGCAGGAAGGCGUCCACUGCCUCCGCCACUGGAUCUGGCCUCCGCUCUGGCGUCUUCCACCAAGUCAAAUAAUUUGGCCGGGGGGCCGAAUAUGUCCAGGUGUUAAUCCUGGCAGGACUUUAAUCCUCUACCCGGGAUCAUGGAGAACGGGGGAAAAGCAUUAGGAGGCCUCUGCUCCAGUCUCGCAGGAAGGCGUCCACUGCCUCCGCCGCUGGAUCUGGCCUCCAGCCGAAGAAGCGUGACAGUUGGGCGUUGAGCCGGGAAGAGAAAAGGUCGAUGGCAAAUUGUACCCAAAGAGACGAUAUACUGGAGAACACUUCCUUGGCCAAUCUCCAGUUGCUGAUGUCUGAAAGAUACCUUGAUCCCCAGUCCGCCUGAACGUUGUGCAGGCCAGGUAAGUAUUCUGCGUAGACCAUCAGGUUCUGUUCCAGGCAAAAUUCCCAAAAGUCUUUCGCCAAUCUGGCCAAGAUUGCCGCCCAGGUGGUUGACAUAUCUCACCGCCGAGACGUUGUCCAUGCGGAGCCAAAUGCAUGUUAGGGCUCGGUCCCUGGCAAAACUGCGGAUGGCGAAGGAGCCUGCCAGGAGUUCCAGUGCGUUGAUGUGCAGCCGGGAUUCGGAUUCCGACCAACGGCCUCCUGUUGAAACUUCCUUGCAGUGGGCCCCCCAGCCGUGGAGACUCGCAUCUGAGUCGAUCGUGAAUUCUGGCAUUGAGCCGAAGAUGGCUUUGCCGUUCCAUGCGGACAGGUUGAGAAUCCACCAUCGCAAUUCGUCCUUCGUCUCGCUGUCCAGUGACACCAGGUCCACGUAGGAUGCACCGGCUCUCAGGUGAGCGAUCUUCAGGCGUUGUAGCGCUCGGUAGUGGAGCGGGCCCGGAAACAUUGCCUGUAUCCAGUAGGCCGAUGAGUCGUGCAAGCUGGCGCAAGGUGAGCUGGGGCCAGAUGAGGGCCCUGCGUAACUCCUUGCAGAUUGAACGAAUCUUGGAAAUCGGGAGGCUCAGCGUCGCCUCCCCCGAAUCCACAAGGAAUCCUAGGAAUUCCAUGUGAGUGGCUGGGGUUAGGCACGACUUUUUCCAGUUGAUAAUGAAACCUAAGCGGAAAGGAGGCUUAUGGCCAGCCGUAGAUGUGUAAGGAGGGUAGAACGCUCUUGAGCCAUGAGGAGAAUGUCGUCUAGGUAAACGAUUAGCCGAACUCCUCAACUGCGUAACCAGACCAUCACAGGCCGUAGUAGCUUCGUGAAGCACCACGGUGCUGAGGAGAGGUCGAAGGGUAGGCAGGUAAACCGCUAAGUCUCGUGCCGCCAGUGAAAGCGUAGGAGGUCUCGAGAUGCCACCGCGAUCGGUACCGUCAGGUACGCAUCUUUGAGAUCUAGCUUCGCUAGCCAAUCUCUGUGGAGCAGAAGAUCCCUUAGUAGGUGAAUACCUUCCAUCUUGAAGUGGCGGUACCUGACUAUGGCAUUGAGGGCGCGCAGAUUUAUGACGGGUCUCAAUUGACCGCCUUUCUUUUCCACCAGGAAAAUGUUGCUUAUGACACCUGCGGGAUUGGGAGGUGCUCGUUCUAUAGCCCCUUUGAUAAGAAGGGUGGAGAUUUCCUCGUCGAUCCGUCUGCGAUCCUGGAGCGAAAAGCAGAUCGGUCGAGGAGGGGGAAUGUGUAUCAGAUGUUCUAUGAGUUCUAUGUGGAAGCCCCGGAUAGUGGUCAGCACCCAGGGGUCUGAUGUUAUUUGUGACCAGGCUGGGAAAAAACUUGGAGUCUGCCCCCUACACAAACCAGAGAAGAAGUAUGAGGUAUGAGGUAACUCAUCGUAUGGUCGUCUGGAACUUGAGUUGCCCAGAAAACCUCUGGAUCGCCAUGGAUAUCCGCGUGACGGGAAGAAUGUGGGACAGGUGUUAGAUUCCUGGUACUGCGUACGGUGUUAGAAGGAGCCUCUUCCCGUGCCACGGGAUUGGGGGUAAUUAUGGCCGGACAGACGGCUCCUGAAUCUGCCGGCCCUGGUGGAGACCCGCCGCUGGAAAACCCGUCUCAUGGAGGCCUGGGCCUUAUCGAGGGAUGUGAAUGCUCCAACAAAACGCCCUAAAUCCUUAAUAAAGGAGUCUCCAAAGAGUAAUCCUUGGGCGUCCUUGCCAGCCUCUGCGAGGGCGAGGUUGGCCAGUUUGGGCUCUAUUUUAAAUAGGAUGGUCUUUCGCCGUUCUAUUGAUAGGGAGGUAUUCACACUCCCGGCAAUACAUAUUGCUCUCUGGACCCAACCACGUAGGUCUUUGGGGUCAACCAUGCGGUUCUCCGCUCUGGCGUCUUCCGCCAAGUCAAAUAAUUUGGCCGGGGGGCCGAAUAUGUCCAGGUGUUAAUCCUGGCAGGACUUUAAUGCAGAUUCCAGCCCCUUACGGGGGUUCCAGCCCAAUUUAGUGAGAAACUGGGUCAUCUUGGGAUCUACCUCAGGAGUGUCGCAAACUUUAUUGGGCACCACAGGCCUAGGACACUCCGCCCUCAAUUUGUUGCGGGCCGCUUUACUCAGGAGUCGUCUGACCCAGUUCUCUAGAUAUGUGGCAACAUGGUCGGCCGGGAGCCCCUCUGUCGAUCUCGGAUGGUGUAGGUCAUCCGGGUCGAAGAGUGGGACACCCGACGGAUCCACCAGGGUGGACCCCGCGGCCGCGGGGUUCCUAAUCCCUGUAUCACCUCCGGGCAUCUCUGCUUGAGCAGAGGAAAGCAGGUCAAAGCCUGUAUCAGCGGCAUCCGCAUCAGAGUCACUGUCCGACUCAGUCUUAGCCUCCUCAUUUGACCUGAUUUCUGAGUCGGAGUCGCUCUCUAACUGUGCUCAGGCACAUUUCCAUAGCCGCACCCGUUCUGCCUGGCGUUGAAAGGCUCUUUUGCGUGGAUGGGGCACACUUUCUGGGGCGACCGUAGGUAUGCCAGUCAUGGUGUUUCUGGAGGCAGAUGGAUGUUUAGACUUAUGGAUAGCCUUUUUAUAUAUCUAUCCCUGUGGGUUCACAAUGGGAAGCGUUAGGGGCGUCGUGGAGCCCGAGUAUUGCUCGUCCGAAGGAUGUGGCAGGAGGGCCUGUGAAAUGGUGUGGGAGAGGGUAGAGGACAUAGACCCCAUGGCCGCCAUAAUAGCGUCUGUCACUGAGCGCUGUAGCGCUAAGAACUGUGCGCCAUCAAGGUGGGUAGUUCCAUCUGUCAUAGUGGGCGAGUUGCCUGGGGUGACAGGGGCCUCACUCAUAUUGAGUGGGGUAUAAACUCCCCAGAGGGAGUGGAACCAAAAGAUAGUCUGGGUUUAGGCAUGGUAGAAUAGCCAGAGAAUAAUCCCUAGUAAGUAGAAGGAAUAGUAUGGGUUAGUCACCCAAACAGCAAUAGCCAAACAAAAAACGAUCUCACCAGGGCCCAGACCAGUGGCACACUCAGAUGCAGGGUAGGAAAGAAGACAGGAAGUCAGAAAAUGGCCGCCAGUAAUCUAGCGGGAUUUGCGGCAAAAAAACGAACGUUCGGUAGGUAAAAGGUGAAUUCGGGAACCAGAUAGGUAAGUAUAAGGAAAAACGUAGAGUAGGCGAACGGGCCGUUUGCAUGAAAAAGUCGAAUACGGCAAACAGGCGAACGCGCUGUCUGUCGAAUUGUGAAUGGUAUGUAUGCGUGGCGAAUCAGCCGAAUGGGCUUAAUUUGUGCGCAUACACAGCCGGGUAGGGGAGAAAACGUGCGCACAAUGGCGCUGAGGUGCAGGGAGGACAGAAGGAGAGGAAGGAUUAGAGUACAGCAGAAUAGAGUGACAGGGAAGGUCUGGACCCUGGGUAAGUGUGAGAAACAAAACACACAGAAGCCAAUGUAGAGGAUAAAAGACAUCCAAAAUAAAAUCAAUACAAUAUAAAAAUUACAUGAGUAUAAUACUAGACAUGAAAAAUAAAUAUAAAAUAAUACAGUAUACUACCAGUUACCAGUAAGUAACUGUAUAAUAAAAAAUCAAUGAGAUGAGAGAAAACAAUACAAUAGAAUAAUAUCAAGAGGAGAAAAGGUGAGUCGGAGCAGCAAAGAAAGAGGGAAAUGGAAGGGAAGUGCUGCCUAUUAUACUGGGACCUGAGCGGGGAGAGGCCUAUGUUACUGCAUGUUCAUUAUUUUUUGCUGCUAUUGGUGGACAGUAAAGAAAGGGAUAUGCAAUAUGAGCCUCCGUGUCUUGUUAUAAAAUUAUAUGUUACCGUGAAGAAAGAAGGUAUGCUUUGUUUAUUUGCAAUAUAAAUCCCUAAAGAGGUAUGUCACAGUGGCUGAAUUAAAUUUGUAAUUCCCCUGGCAGUUGAUCAGAAUUCCCUCUUUUAAAUAUUAAACCUGGAUGUAUUCCAUCAUGAUGAUUUCAGAAGAGGCUGAUUAGGCUGCUGCAAGAAGACUGUUUUUCAUUUUUUUUAAUUAUUUUCUUUUUUAAAGGUCGAGCAUCAGUAAAACUAAAUAUAUAUUUAUUUUUAACCUUAGAGUGGUCUUUUAAAUGACAUAUAAAGUAUACACUUAAAGGACCACUAUAGUGCCAGGAAAACAUACCGUAUAUACUCGAGUAUAAGCCGAGUUUUUCGGCAUAUUUUUUGUGCUGAAAAACCCCAACUCGGCUUAUACGCGAGUCACUGUCUGUAUUAUGGCAAUUUACAUUGCCAUAAUACAGACUGGGGGCUGGCAGAGCUGUUACUUACCUCUCCUGCAGCUCCUGUCAGCUCUCUCCUCCUCCGCGCCGGUCCGUGCAGCUCUUCUCUCAGCUCACACUGUAAGUCUCGCGAGAGCCGCACUAUGACCCCGCGGCUUACGCGAGACUAACACUAGGAGCUGACCGAGGUGCUGACCGGACCGGCGCGGAUUCGGCUUAUAUUCGGGUCGGCUUAUACUCGAGUAUAUACGGUACUCCUUUUCCUGGCACUAUAGUGCCCUGAAGGUGCCCUCACCCUCAGGGUCCCACUCCCGCCAGGCUGAAGGGGGAGGAAGGAGUUAAUCCCUUACCUUUUUUUACAGCGCCGGGGCUCCCUCCCUCUUCUGACGUCCCUGGCUGAAUGCGCAUGCGAGGCAAGAGCCGUGUGCGCAUUCAGCCAGUCCAUAGGAAAGCAUUCUCAAUGCUUUCCUAUGGACGCUGGCGUCUUCUCACUGUGAAAAUCACAGUGAGGAGCGCGGAAGCGCCUCUAGCGGCUGUCAAUGAGACAGCCACUAGAGGCUGGAUUAACCGAUAGGUAAACAUAGCAGUUUCUAUGAAACUGCUAUGUUUACAGCAAAAAGGGUUAAACCUAGCUGGACCUGGCAUCCAGACCACUUCAUUAAGCUGAAGUGGUCUGGGUGCCUAUAGUGGUCCUUUAAGUCAAAAUUGUAACUACCUCGAGUGUUACUAAAGUAGUUGAGUUCAGAAAGUGAUAAAAUACUCCCUAUUAAUUUACACGAAUACUCCCAAGAACUGCAUCCAUUAUGCUUUAUUGUAGAAAUUAUGGUGCAAGGAAGCUAUGGGUGCAGCCCCUUUGGUUUAUGGUUUUACACAGCUUACAGCUUUUACUGGCACAUAAAACAAACUCCUCUUAUUUGUUAUUUAGAGUGUCUGUCUCAAUUCGGCAGUGUCAAACAUACACUCUCAGCACCAUAACAACAACAUCUCAAUGAAGUGGUCAUGGUGCCAAGAGAUUUAAGAAAGAUACCACACAGUUUUGUGAGUAGGAAAGUAGUAAUAGGCUGAGAGCAUCAAUGGUACCUACUCCAGAGUCAGAGGCCUCUGGCAUUGCCGGAAGCUAGGACGACAAGCUACACAACUUUAUGGUUUUACCGUUUGUAAAUGGUUGACCCCUUAAGGAAAGAUGGCGCCUAGGACCUGGCACCAUGACAACUUAAUUAAGAUUAAGUUAUGAUGCCCGCUGUGUUCUUCUAAGGGUGAUUAGGUAAAUCCUAGUCCUGCUAAAGUCCUAAGCGAAACGUUAACUUAUUGUUAACUUAUAUUUACUUUGCAGCACUAAGUCUGCCUCUAGUUGCUGUCUACCAGACAGCCACUGGGGGCACUUCCGGAAUAGUAACAGACUUUUGGUCCGUUAUCUGACGAUGGAUGUCCUCACGGUCAGCAUGAGAACCUCCAGCAUCAGAUUUUCCCCCAUAGGAAAGCAUUGAUUUAAUGCUUUACUAUGGGGAGGUAUAAUACGCGCACAGCAUUUGCUGCGCAUGCGCAUUAGACCCCUCUCGUCGCGGGAUGUCGGAGGGGGCGGAGCUUGGACCCAGGGACAUCGGCGCUGGCAUAAGGUAAGUAAAUAAAGGGGUUUUCAGGACUCAGAGCUACCAAGUCUUGCAGCCAAAUCCAUAUGCAGAGGUAGCACUUCUGAAGAUCCACUCAAGAAUACUUGUCUUACUGCUGUUAUUUAUCUAUUUCUUAUUAUUCAAUAUAUCCAUCUUUCUCUCCCUAUAGUAUUGCUGUUUAGUUGAAAACUAUUGUACCUUCCAUGAUCAAAUUUUGCUUUGUUAAAUAUUUAUGUUAUAUUAGAGUUAGGGCAAUUAUAGUCUUCAUUUAUGUUCACCAUUUAUGACUUUUACCUAUUUGAUCUCUCCCAUUCACUUAUAUAUCUUGAAAUCUCAAAUAUUUCUGCUUUCUUACUUGAUUGAUUUUUCUCACCUCAAAAUCUGCAUGCCUCUCCACCCAUAAUUGCCGUUUGUUCUAACCCUUGACUCUUUCUUACAGCCUGUGCCCAAAUAGCAAGUGUUUACUCAUGAUUUAGAGCUACCAAGUCUUGCAGCUAAAGCCAUAUGCCGAGGUUGCACUUCUGAAGAUCAAUACUCACCCAUCCCAUCUCCCAUUCACCCACCCUAUCGCCCAUCCACUCCAGGGUACUCACUACAUUUUAUAGCUAGUUCUAAUGGCCUGUCUUGCAAACUCACCAGUUAUGUAUAACGACCUCUUUUCACCUGCUUAAAUUCCACACCGCUUUUAACCCUUCAUCCCUCCAUUGUCUCGUAUGGUUUUAAUUUUUACACUGUUCUUUUGUAAUCCUCCUCCUAUCUCAACGUUCAUUCAGUGUGUCCUUUUCUAAUGACACUUGCUCCACUCUUUCUGUCUCGGUUGGAGCACCCCAAGGCUCUGUUUGGGGUCCCCUUUUGUUAUUUGUUUCUAUUGCCUCUCUUGACAAACAUAUUGAUUCCUUUAGAUUCCGCUACCAUCUGUAUGCUGAUGGCAGACAGGUAUAUCUUUCCUCCCAUGAUCUCUCCCUCUCUUUCCUAGAACCUAUCACAGCUUGCCUUUCUGCCAUCUCUGACUGAAUGUCCUCCCACUUCCUGAAACUCAAUCUCCCUAAAACUGAGCUUGUUAUUUUCCUCAUAAUACUGAUCCUUCUCUUUUGAUCUCCCUGCUAGUUGAUGGUACCCGCAUCAGCCUGUCCUAGAAAGUUAGCUGUCUUGGUGUUAUCUUUGAUUCUGCCCUCACCUUUGCACUUAACAUCCAGUCUGUUGCCAAAUCCUGCCAUUUCCACCUUAAAAACAUUGCCAAACAUUGCCUUUCUUACACAAGAUGCUGCUAAGGAGCUUGUUCUUGCCCUAGUAACCAUUUUGCAUUGAUUACUGUAAUUCUCUCCUAUUUGGUCACCCCAGAAACUGUACUGUCUUGCUAUAGUCUGUAAUUGUAGAAUAUUGCAUAUUCUAUGUUUCUAUUGAUUAUAUAUGGAUGCGUGGAUUGACAUAAGUAACAGAUGGUAUAAGUCACAAAGCUUUCUUUAUCCGAGAGCUCUGGAAUGUGGAUUUGGGGUUUUUGUCCUUAUAUGGCUAGAGUUAAACGCUGACGUUAGUAUGAGCACAUCUAUAUAGUAACAGAGGAACACAAGGUCUCUCUCGGCUCUCUCUGGUUCUCUCUCGAUGUAAAGAUGUAAGGAUGUAAAGAAGUCCAGCAAUUACCAUCUGCUGUUGAAUGUCCAUUAUCCUGUAACAUCCUUUGUUGUUUUAUUAUGUAUCCGUAACUAAGAAUAAACCUGAAGAAACCGUAAGUCAGAUGGCGUAUUAGUACUCUUCGAUAAUAUAGACAUAUAUUAUUGUGGCGAGCAUUUGGCCCAAGACUAUAUAUACAAAAGACGUAUAUAUAUCAAUCAAAUGAAGACAAGAAGAAAUUAAGAAGAUUCAACAUUAAGGAUCCUAACCAGAUUUUACAGUAAUGAAAGCUAUUGCCAGGCUCACUUUUCUCUCCUGUAACUUCUCUCACACCUCGCCUGUCUGUUAAUCCUUACAUUGGCUUCCUGUACCCUAUAGGAGUCAAUUAAAAUUACUAACCCUUACCUAUGAAGUUUUAAACAACUCUAGCGCUUGUUAUAUUUCUUCACUAAUUCGUAGGUAUGCCCUUUAAGGUCUGUCUGUUCUUCCGGUGACCUUCUCCUUUCCGCAACUCAUAAACCUACUGCUAACUCACGCUUGCUGGACUUCUCAAGGUUGGCUUUGUUCCUGUGGAACUGCCUAUCUUCUCCAAUUAGAGACUCCCCUAGACUUCAGUCAUUUAAGAAGUACCUCAAAACCUGUCUCUUGAGAAAAGCCUAUGAUCUCCCAGAGUAACUUUUGUUUCAUAAACCCGUUUCUUACUCUCUCUUAAAGAGCUACACACCACUCUCACCUUCCAGUUCUGCUGCUUUUCCUUGUUUACAUUGUUGCUUGGUUGCUAUCCCCUGUUCUGCCCUUCCUUUUAUGUUUUUUAUAUCCCACCUUCUCUAGAUUGUAAGCCCGUUUGAGCAGGGUCCACAUCAAUCUAUUGUUCCUGUAACAUUUUGUAAUUAUCUUCUGUAUUGUUACAUAUUGUAAAGCCUUGCAGAAUGAGUUGGAGCUAUAAAAAUGCCAAUAAUAUUAAUUAUUAUUUCAUAAAAUAUGUGAAGAUAAAAGAAUAAUAAAAAUUGUGAAGUAUGCCUGAAGAAUUAUCAGUGCCCCCAUAAUACACUUGAAAAAAUUUACUAUAAUUAGUAAUGUUCUAAAAGUGGAGCAGUCAGCAGGAGCCUACCAUUUUUUUCCUUGGAGAUUGAUCCACAUUUAGAACUUUUCUACAUAAUUAUUUUUAAUACCUAGAGCCCAUAUAUUUAAAUCAACCUACAGCAGUCACUUGUAUGUGCCACUCCAUGCUGAUUGAUUUGUUUGUGUCGGUGUGUAUAUAAAUACAGUGCUGCAGAAUCUGAGGGCGCUUUAUAAAAAAAUAAUAAUAAUAAAAAUGUAUCCUGUUAUGUAGUAUUAUAAAUUUCAGUAGCUCUUUUUUUGCCAACAGGUUUUACAAACAGGGAACAGCAGUGUGAUUGUUGGAAGACUGCACUGAUCUCACCAUCUGACUGCAACUUCCCUCUUUCAUUACAAUUAAAGUGCAUACAAGUCUAUGAUGGCAGGCCCUGUUACUCCUACGGUAUAGUACAAUUAUUGUGUAUUUAUUGUUGUAUUCCAUCUAGGUUGAUCUGUUCCACUUGAGGAACAUUACAAUGUGACCACUGUGGAAAAUUAAAGGAGCUUGUCUGAACAGGUAUUGUUUAUCUCCCAAAAAUCAUAAUAUUGAGUAAAAAAACAAAAAAACUCUAAUGCAGUGGGUAUCCAAGCAUUUUUAAAACAUUUAAUUUUGUAAUAUAAAAUUUAAGCAAAUAGAAAGGAACAUGCUGGGCACCAUAACAUGUUGAUAUCCUUGGAGGUCCUGAGCGGUCUUACCUUAAUGGUUACUCCAAGCACAAUGACCAGCUUUUGGUUUCUGUCUCUCUCCAAAAGCUGGAAGUGUGUCAUCAUUAUUUCUCCCAUUACCUGAGAGCUGGGCCAAUGUACUCCUGGCAUUAACAUUACAGUGGGCGUGCGCAAUAGCCUCCCAACACUUACCUAGGGGAAAGCAUUGGAUUGGUUGAGAUCAUCAACAUUGAUGAUCUCAGCCAUCGAGUUUGGGUCAGCUGCUACAAAUUGGACACGGCGUGGGUGAAAAGGUUUUUAAACCUUUAUUGUCCGUGGAGAUAGGGAGGGGCAGCACCAUAGUGUCAGGAAUACAUGCAUGUAUUCCUGACACUAUAGUGUUCCUUUAAAUUACUUUCUUUGCUCUCAAGAAGAAGAAUACAAUUAUGGCAUCCAAAUAGAAUAAUUAUUGGGCCUGUAUCCAAAUUGAAUAAUUCUGGGGACAAUUUCUAGAAGUUUAGCAAUCCACAGGAAUAUUCCAUUGGUUCCAAUGUUCUCUAUUACACUAUUAAAAUGUUUCCCCAAAACAUCCCAUGAGGUAUCUUGGAUUUUUUUCCCCACCACAGGUUUAGGGUUAGUCUGCCUCUUCCAGACAAAAUCUGAUUACUUCUCAUGGAAAAAAAAACCUUGAAGUAAAGAGAACAUUUAUAUCACCUUUAUAACAUCUUUGCUGCACUGCUUUAUAUGAUGACUCAUGCUACAGUUUGGUUUAUACAUUUUUACUUCAUUAAGUGAAUUAUGUUUACUGCCUAAGUUGUGUUAAAACACACUGUAGACACUUUAACUGAUUCAUCUAAUUAAAAUGGUAAUAGUGUCUGGAGGCCUUACUUGCCAAAUAAAAACAUUUUUAAUGUUUUAAUGCUAAUCAAGAUUCAGUAGCAACCCAUCCCCUCUGCUGCUUGGGCUAAUGAGGAAGCAUUAGCUUAAGCUGCAACGGGCAACUGUGAUUGGCCGAGAAUGUUAACAGACUGCAUUCAGCUUGUCAAAGUGCCUUUGCAGUUAUUAAUCGGUAUGGCUACGAGGAAGUGUGCAAUGUCUGCCUUAGCCAUUUCUCCAUCUGUAAUAGGGCUAUGGGAAGCCAAGGACUGUCCUUCGGUGUUAAAAUGAUUCCAAAUGAUUUAACACUGAAUGUAGGGACAGUGGCUAGGGACUCCUGGCACUAUAACCAAUUCAAUUAGAUUAAAUGGUUAUAGUGCCAACAGUGUCCCUUUAAUGUGCAUAACACCCAUUGUACAGCGCUACGGAAUUUGCUGGCUCUAUAUAAAUAAUAAAAUAAUAAUAAUAAUUUUAACUUGUUCCAGCCUUGACAAGUACAUAAGUAAAAAAAUAAAAGAAACAAAAAAACAGACUAGCUGUUUAAUAAGGCUCAAGUGCUGCAACUUUCUGUUUUUUAAUGUUUUUUUUUUUUUUUUCUACUUUUUGUGUUUCAGGUAAUAUUUCGCGAUGUUGCUGUUUAUUUUUCUGAGAAGGAAUGGGAACUUCUAGAAAAAUGGCAGAGAGACUUGUACACUGGCGUGAUAAAAGAAAUUCAUGGAAUCCUGAUCUCACUGGGUAUAGUACACUUAGAUUUGUGAAACUGUAAUUGAAAAAAACUUUCCACUAUGUGCUAAAAUAUGCAACAAAUUUUACAGUAAAGGGACCGAUGAAUGCUUUUGAUGUGCAUAAUACUCUCCUGAAUAGCAAAGUAUUUGCCAAUAUUUAAAUAUAACCUAUAUUUUCCAAGCAGCAACCUAUGGACCAUGAAAUCCAAUUAUCUAUUUUUUUGGUUUGUUUAUUUAUAGAAAUAAAAUUAACCAACCGCUCUCAUUCCAUCAGUCCCAGCAUUCUAACUACAGAUUUCAGUGUGUCAUUAGCCCUCUAAUUUUAUUUAAAAGUACGCUUUUUAUAGUUCACUCCACCAAGAUAACAUACACUACUAAUGGCUAACAUUUGUAAUCUAAGCUAUGUUUCCCUAACAAGUGUGAUUAUCAACAGGUUGCGAACCAUUGAUUCUUUAGCAUUCUUUAAUGUGCAGAGAUAUCAAAAAGUGCUUAAGUUCAGGAUUUUUUAAUUACAGGGCUUAAAAUUUCAAUUUGUAUCCUACAGACAUUAAAAGUUACUCACCACUCAAAGCCUGGUGGAUUUCUACUCGCCAAAACUACAUUUUCUUUUGCUUGUGGCGAGCGGAAAUUUUGAGCCCCUUUGGUAUGUGUAUAUAUAUCCCAGGACAGUUGACAUGGCCGUUUGAAAUCUGGAAAAUACGCAAGCAACCCACAGGGAAGUACACAAGUAACAAAACACCAAAUAUAAUGCAAAAACAUAUAUUUAAAAGAGCACUAACAAAUUAAUGAAAAACAUUAGGCAGUGCCCGCUGGAAUCGAUCUUUUUCCCAUUGGGGGUAAGGAAACUUACCGUAUAUACUCGAGUACAAGCCGAGUUUUUCUUAUACUCGAGUCAGUCUGUAUUAUGGCAAUUUACAUUGCCAUAAUACAGACCAGGACCGCCGGGCUCAUUACAAGCCCGGCGGUCCUGUUGGGGGCUGACAGCGAGCUCUUACUUACCUUCCUGCAGCUCCUGUCAACUCCCUCCUCCUUCUCCGUGCAACUCCUCUGUCAGCUCUGUUCUGCUCACAGUGUAAGGGCUCUCGCGAGACUUACACUGUAAACAGAACUGAGCUGACCGAGGAUCUGCACGGAGGAGGAGGGAGCUGACAGGAGCUGCAGGAAGGUAAGUAAGAGCUCACUGCCAGCCCCCCCACUGAACUGCCAAUGCCACUGGACCUCCAGGGAUUUAAUAUUAUUUUAUUUUAAUAAUAAAAUAAUAUUAUUAAAAUAAUAUUAUAUUAUUAUUUUAAUAUUUGCAUUAUUUUUUUUAAAUGUUUUUGUGUCCCCCCUCCCUGCUUGUUGCCUGGCCAGGGAGGGGGGACAAAAAACAUUUUUUUGAAAAAAAUGCAAAUAUUAUAAUAAUAAUAAUAAAAUAAUAUUAUUAUUAUUUUAAUAUUAUAUUAUUUUAAUAUUAUUUUAUUAUUAUAUUAUUAUUAUUUUAAUAUUUGCAUUAUUUUUUUUAAAUGUUUUUUUGUCCCCCCUCCCUGCUUGUUGCCUGGCCAGGGAGGAGGGACAAAAAACUUUUUAAAAAAAUAAUGCAAAUAUUAAAUUAAUAAUAAUAUAAUAAUGAAAUAAUAUAAUAUUAAAAUAAUAUUAUUUUAAUAUUAUUUUAUUAUUAUAUUAUUAUUUUAAUAUUUGCAUUAUUUUUUUUAAAUGUUUUUUGUCCCCCCUCCCUGGCCCGGCAACAAGCAGGGAGGGGGGACAAAAAACCAUUAAAAAAAAUUAUGCAAAUAUUAAAAUAAUAAUAUAAUAAUAUUAUUAUUUUAAUAUUAUAUUUUAAUAUUAUUUUAUUAUUAUAUUAUUAUUUUAAUAUUUGAAUUAUUUUUUUAAAAAUGAUUUUUUGUCCCCCCUCCCUGAGCAGGCAACAAGCAGGGAGAGGGGACAAUAAUGAAAAUAUUAAAAUAAUAAUAAUAUUAUUAAAAUAAUAAUAUAAUAAUAUUAAAAUAAUAUAAAAUUACAAAAUUAAAAUAAAAAUGCCCUCCUCUCAUCCAGUUUACAUACACUGCAUGAACACACACACUGCAUUAUAUACACACACAACACACACACACUGCAUUCAUUAUAUAUACACACACAAACACACACUCUGCAUUCAUUCUAUACACACACUGUAAAUAAAUAUUCAAUUAAUGUAAUUUUAUUGGGAUCUAAUUUAAUUUAGAAAUUUACCAGUAGCUGCUGCAUUUUCCACCCUAGGCUUAUACUCGAGUCAAUAAGUUUUCCCAGGUUUUUGUGGUAAAAUUAGGGGCCUCGGCUUAUAUUCUGGUCGGCUUAUACUCGAGUAUCUACGGUAUCUUGGACCACUGCCUACAAAAUCUUGUUUGCUUGCUUCAGUGAAGUGUAUUUGGAUUAUGGAGGCUGAGUACAAACGUAUGAAGUACAGAGAAUGCUUUGCUGACAUCAAGAUGUUGAUGUCUAAGGAAUGUUUUUAGACAUUCAUUAGUCACCUGGUAAAGGUUUUUGAAUACAAAUGUAUUCCUAACGCUAUGGUGUUCUCCUACCUAUUUAGAUUCAGGGGCCCCAUAACUACAAAAAAAAAAGGGUUUUACUUACCUUUUUUUUUGCAGUCACGCUCCUCCUCCUGUGUUGUCACCCCGCAGGUGUCGCUUCUUCAAUUUCUCAUCCAUUCGGAGCACAUCCUGCUCAUCCAAUCAUAUGCUCUCUAUGACAGAGAAGAUGACAUGUGAGAACGGAGUCUGUGCAGGUGUGUUCAGCCCAGCAAUGGAAACAUUGCUGAAUCUACUAAACAGCAGUGUUUUGCAUUGUAAAGCUAAAAUGGCAGGGGCACUAAGAUGAAGUGGUCUGGGUGCCUAUAGUGUCACUGAGGACUGGAUGAUUGCUGCUGCAAUCCACCAGCUGAGAAUAGCUGUUGAAAACAUCUGCCUCUUUUUCAGCCCACAAGGAAUGAGUUUAAAGCUUAGCUUCUCUUGAUGUAUACCUGACUAAGCCCAACUCAUUCCAACCUAAAUUAUUCUAAUUCCAUGUCCUGCCACCAUGGCUGCUGCAAUAAUGUAAUAAUUCAUGUGAAAAGAGGUGUUCAGACAAAAUGCAGGGAUUCUUCUCAUAUUACCUUGCCUUUUAUAUAAACAUUUUGUGUACACACCAUAACUGUUGUGACCCCAUAUGCACCAUGAGAGACAAUGUUAAUAUGACCAAUAUCUUUGAUUAAAGUAUAUAGCUGAAAAAUCUCUUUAGCCCGAUCCACACAUUUAAUGGAUGGUUGAUUUGUAAUGAGUCAAUAGAGCUUUUGUUUGACAAAAAUGUAAGAAGGUCAUCAAAUCCCUGGGUAGAAUAUUCAUGGCUGGAUCCUGAAAGGAGAAGCAUGUCAAAGUCAUCAACUGCCUCUUGUAAUCCAGGUUUCUGAGGUGCAUUGCUGGUGGUGGUGAUUGUUUUGGAGCAUCUGGAUACUGCAUUAGUAUUGGUAACAGGUAUUCCUUUAACAUCAUUGGUUGUCAUAAGGACACUGGCACCUUUGGUCUUGGUAUUUGUCUUUGCAUGUUUCCUCUUCCUUGAUACAUUUUUACACCUCUUAUAAUGUGUAUAGAUUGGAUAUAUGUAAUGAUAAUUGUUCUGAUAUUUCUUUAUAGGAAAAAAAAACCUUUGUUAGGUCUAAAGAUAUAUUGGUUAUUGGAAUCAACAAAAUAUUUAUGGCAAUUCCUACAUUGGUAUUAAAAUAAUUUUGUCCUGGUAUAAUUUCCUUAAAAGUUAAGAUUGUUCUUUUAUGCAAAAUCUCUCUAAAUCUUUUUGGUAUAGUUGAUAAUUGAAAACAGGUACAAAUGAAUUUAUUCUUGUUUCCUUGCCCUGUGAGGGAGAAAAUAAAUUAUUCUCCAAGUUACAAUUAGUAAAAAUAUAAUAAUUAUAGUUAUCAUUAUUGGUUUCAAAUACCCAAAAAUGCAAAAUCCUGUUACUAUUACCCCUUUAACAAGAUUUGCCAAAGAUUCAUCUAUGCUUUGAACAGUUUUACCAAUUGAAGUUAAAAUAGGAGUCAAUAUCUUACCAAGUUCUUUCAGCCAAUAUGGGAAAUCUCUCUCGUGGUCCUGAAUAUUGAGAAGAGAAAGCCUAACCCUUAUUAAUAUAUCUUGCACUUGCUCAUGGGUGGAGCUUAAGGUGAUUUUGAAUUGUUGUAAGUGAGCCAAGAAAGCACUCAUAUAUGGAAGUUUUAAAGAUAUUGGGGGUAUAUGUAUUUUAAUGAUAUCUGUUAGAUUAUAAUUUUGUAAAGGAGGUUUUAACAAUCUUCCACAACAAUAAAUGUCAUAAUCCGUAGUUACAAUUAAUGGCUAUAAAGCAGGUAACUUGCAAUCUGAAUAAGGACUCAUAAUUAAAUAAGAACUAUUUCUUAAAGAUUCAAAGCACAGAUAAUCAUUUUGUAUUGGUUUUAUAUUAAGUAAGCAAUCAGCUGAUGUGGCAGGAUUAUUUCCACAAGGAGUCUGUACUUUUAUAUCUUCACAUAUUACAUAACUUUUUUCUUGGCAUCUAGAAACAGACAAAUAAUAAAUCUGAUCACAUGUCUUUGAUAUAUAUUGAUAUGGAUGUUGUAUUGUUAUUUUUGCCAACUUUUCACCUGUUUGUAACAGGUGACCUAGAUUAUCAAUUUUCCAAUUCGUAGUGUAUAUUUCACCUGGAAGAGUUAACUCAUAAUAGAUUUUAACUUCCCACUGGCUAACCUUGGCAUUGUUUAAAUGUUUUGUUUCUCUGAUAUCAUAAACAAAGGUCUGGGAAACGUGCAAUAACACUUCAGUCUGUUUCUUAGUUAAUUUUAACCUUUGAAGCACUUUAGUUAUGUUAACCAGACUUGUAUCAAUUAAACCAUUUUGUAAAUUUGAUUGAAUAUCAAAAAUCUUCUGAUUUAACAUAGAUAUUUUCACACUUUCUUCUAGUGUAGAAAUACCAUAUAAUAAUGCUGCAGUAAGCGUUAUCAGGUGGUCUUUAAGAAUCAAUAUACCUUGACGUAGCAAUUCAUCAUUUAGAUCAGAAUAAUGGGAUACAACCUGAAUAGCUUCUACAAGUAAUUGGCCAUUAUGUAGGAAGGAGAUUGUAUUGGUUAACAAAGUCCUUCUUCUGCGAGACACACUUCUCAUGUUACAUUCAUCUGGAUCACUAUUUUGUAUUUUUUUUUAUAUGUAAUAUCUAAAAAUGUUUUAUUAGUAGGCCAUGCUGCGAUUGCAAAUGACAUCUCUGCAACAUUUUGUGAAGUACAGUUCUGAAAUUCACAAUUAGCAAUUAAAACAUGCAUUUGAGUUUUUAUACCAUUAAUUACAAUAUCUGUAUUAUAUAUCAUACUGUCACUGACACAUUUCUGAUACAGGGAGUAUACUGAAUAAUUUGCAUUUAUACUUAUCGGUUUUCUCUCGAUGCACCACAUUCCUGGAAGUCCAGAAUAUAGCAAAAAUCCUUGGUCUAUGUUUUUAGGGAGCCAUUUAAAGUUCUGAUUGGUAUAAUUAUACCAGAGAGAGCAAGAGGCACAACAGUAGAUUAUAUCUGGAUUAGAACCAUUACAGAUUCCUUGUUUUAUCAAUGUCUCCAUAGUUAUGUUACAGGAAUUCCUUGAUUUGCAGGUAUGUGCAUAAUAUGUAGAGUUAAGGACUGCUGCAAUUCGGGGUUCAGUACAAGUGUCCCAUGGUGUCAAGUCUCUAAAAAGCUUUUGUUGACCAUUUAUAUUCCAUUCUUUCGGCAAGGCUUCUGCUUUUAGUAGGCCUGUCUUGUUGUUGUUCAUCAAUUGCUGCAAGGUUUCUUUCAUUAAUUGAUGUAUUUCGUCCGAAUUCAGAUUCAAACGCCACCAUGAGUCAUUAUAAAGUUCAUUACUACAGAAUGUUCCAAUGUGGUUUCUCACUCCACCAGGAAAUCUAUAUUCCUCUUCUUCUGCUCCUUCCCAGUAACCACUUUUUCUGAGUUGUAGGUAACAAUCUGUGUCUUGUGAGGUGCUUUAAUAGUCAAUCAGGUUUUCUCAGUACCAUGUUCCAUCUUGAGAAACAGCUGGGUGUUGACAGUUAUCAGCCCUUAUUUCUUUUUCCGGUCAUCUUCUGUCUGGAAACAUAAUAGCAAUGUCCAGAAUUAGCAAAGCACUUCUUUUCAGCAUAAGAAGGCUGUUUGCGGUAGUCACUCAAUGAUAAACUAUAUGGCAAAGUCUUUUCUUAAUCACCUUCAUAGGUGCAUCCAAAGUAUUUCACAAGCAUCUGUCCCGUCUUUUUCUGUUUUCAGCAUGCUUUGUCAUCAUCGUUGAGUCCAUUAUUAGGAUUUGUAAUAGUCCAAUCACAUCUUUCUCGUGUAUCAUCAGUUUUUGGAAUGAUCUCAAUAGGUUCCUUGUGAAAUACCAGUGUAGGUCACAUUAGCAAUCAUUUCACUGUGAGCUGUGUCUCUCCUUUCGAGAUGGUUCUUGGAGCUAGUCCUCACGAUCACAGAACUUGUAUUAUGUGCAGUCCAAUUCAGCUCAGGUGCUUCCUGCUUGUUAACAUAAUCCCAAUGCAGUUUUAAAACGACAGCUAGGGUUGAUGUUAUGAUAAUGCUGCAGAUUGUAAGAAGGAGACACCAUAACCAAUUUUCUAGCAUCCGUUUGCUUGCAUCUUUGCAUUUCUUUCUUACUGUAUAAGAUAAUUCAGGUACAGUCUGUUUUCUGCCGAGAGUCUUUCUGAUGAUGAUGUAGAUUCAUUUUUCAUAUAUUCUAUGUUAACUGUGAAUGUAUCACGUCUGUCUGUUCAUCCUUCUCCUUCACAUUUGCAGGUUCAGAUGUCAGAUCAUGAUUCAGUCUGUUACGUGGCUAUGACUCUAGUGGCUGUGUUCUGGUGGCAUUUCUGUCGUCCUCUGUUUGUUUUAUCUUGCCAUCUUUAACAGCAUCCAUUGUGUCAGUCAGUGGUUCUGUGAACGUCCUCUUAGUAUAGCAGGUUGUAAAAUAUCAAAACUUACUGUUGUGUGUUGGCUCUGAUUGUUCUCUGUAGUAAAAGUUCUCGGAGUCACCCUCUCCAGGACAAACUGGCCAACAGUAAGAAAAAGUUGGUGGUGCAUGGUGAGGUGAGAAAAAAAUUCCCUAAAUUUCUCUAAUACAACCAAUGGUUCUAAGCUCUCCCUGGUGCAGAAAUAUGAUUUUCAGUGAAAAAUAUGUAACAUUUCAUAUGGUGUCUCACCAUUUGUAUCAUCAGGUAUGUUGUGAAUGCUCAUCUGUACCAUAGGAAUAAAUAGAUACCACUGUGUGGGGCAAGCAACUAGUAAGUUGGUUAAUAAUCAUUUAACCUCAGCAUUUUCCCAGACCACAACCCCACUACUUUGGGGGUGGUUGGCACACUGAAAUACCAAAGUAACCCAAAUGUGGUUGCCCAUUUUUAGGUUUCCUUUGCAGUAACUGCAGGACCACCAUCCAAGUGGAUGGUCCUGUGAUUAUCAAAUGCAUACUAAGGAAGUGAGACUAGAAAACGUGGUAUCAGAGGUUGCACUUCACACAGGAUAUAUCCAAGUAAACCUGGUACAUGCAUCAACACAUACAAAAACAUAUUUAUAACCAUGAGAUGUUGGCAAACUUCCAAUAAAUAGUAAUUCAAAAAGUAUGUUAGAUAUUAAUAUUUCAAUAAACAGUACAUCAGUAAUGUGGCAAUAAGCAAAUGCUUAUGUUUACUAAACACAUGUAUUACAGUAUUUCCCAUAUUAGGCCACCAAUAUUCCUUUUCAGGAGUCAGAAGUACAUUACCUCUCUCUAUAAGAGCUUGUUCUAGCCAUGAAAAAGCUUUUAGGCCAAGUCUAUCUUUCCUCUAAAGAAAGAACAACCAACAUAUUACCUUCAAUGGUUAUUAUGUAAUUAACCCCUCUAAACGAUAGGAGUAUUUGGUAGGAUAGCCAGGUGGAUUGAGUCCGGACUUAUCCAGGCAAGCAUUUAACUCUGCAUCUACUUUGAGAGAAAGGGUAUGUUUCUGUGAUCUAGUGACCACAUUAACAGAAUAGCUGUGGCUGACACUUUGCGCCAAAGUGUCUGCCAGCUGGUUACCAACUGUAUGAGGUGAAGAACCUAACUUCCUGUGUGCAGAUUCAUACACAAUUUCAAUGUCAGGUUUCUUUUGCAAAUAUGCAUCAAUUUGUUUCCACAAAGCUUUCAAAAACUGUUUGAACACCAGACUGAGACUCGAGAUCGGUGAACAGUGGACCAAAAUAUCUAAAUGAAAUCCUAUCAAUUAAUAUACUUUCAAUAUACUUUCUUUAAAUUACUUUAUCCUCUGUAUUAACUAUGAAAUAUUAAAGUUAAAACAAUUACAUUUAAAAGCCAACUUUUAGUGUGCGUAGGAAUUACCAGGCCAUUCAUAAUGUGAGAUAAAUAACAGCUUUUUUUUUUUUUUAAAACCGAAUAGUCUGUGAACACAAAAUGACCUUGGGCUGAAAAUUCACUUGCGGGGAAAAAAAAACCCCACUUUUUUUUUCUUUUUUUAGUAAAUUAAUUAAAUAUAGUUAGAACAUCCCUAAAAAUCCCGAUUACUUUGCAAGAAACAUGUCAUCCUUAAAUACUGGGUAAGUCUAUAAAACAGUGAAAUAGCAUUUUUACCCUGUAUAUCAUGUCACAGCUAUAAUGUGCAGUAUAACAAACUAUUUUAUAAGUGUUGUGCAAACUGUUCAUUAAAAGCCAGUGGUCUAGUGAGUUAUAGAUUAUUUAUUUAUUCUUUAAAGCUCUGACCUCAAUCGGCAAAGCAAUAUUGUAUUGGUGUCCAUUGCAAUCUGCUGUCUUACUUGCUGCUCUCAAAAAUUCUGAAUAUGUUCAGAGAUUUCUUGGGCAAUAAUAAAUCCCCAAAAAACAACAACUUUGCAUUUAUACUAAAUCUGCCUGUUGUAAACGGAUUCUGUAUAUUUCUUGUCAUAAGUACUUGCACUUAAAUCUGUUUAACAAAGCUGUUUAUAUUGUGACUGUUUAUAUUGUGGUAAAUAUAUAUUUUUUAUUAUUAUUAUUUAUUUAUUUAUUUUAACAUUGCUUAAUUUUUAAAGAUACCUGCAUAUUUAAUUAAAUAUCCUUUAUAUGUCUUUAAGGCAUAAACUAUCUGCAAAUUAAGAUUAUAUAAAAAAAAUGCAUGUUCUGGGUGUUCCCGUGAUUCCUUUUCUAUCAUUUAUUUUUUUUGUAUAUUUCUGGUUGUUGCUGGAGGAUAUGUUGGAGGAUGUGUAGAUGAUGAUGGGGUAGUAGAACUUUUAUCUUGUCCUGUUCUGUCUCUGUCCCUGACUUGAACUGGGGAUUCUCCGUAUUUGUCUGGACCUUUAACCCUUGGUCUCAAUCUAUAUCCUCCGCUAUAUCCAGGAAAUUCUGAAUAUUUUGGGGCUUCUCCUUUGGAAGUUGACUGAUAUCGUUCAGUGCGUUCUAUCUCUGUAGUCUGUUCUUUUUCCCUUUGAUAUGUCCCAUAUAAGAGGGAUGAGAAUUAUCUCCGUUAGUGCCAUCUGAAGAUGUAAAUGGUCUAGAUUCCCUUUUUAUGUAUGUAGAACUUCUCCUAUCUUGCUUCUGCCUGUCUCUUCUAGGAGUAAAUGCUGCGUUACUUUUUCUCUCUUUGUUUCCUGUUUUAUAACCGCUAGUACUCCUAUUUACCGCUAUAACGUCUUAAAACUUAGAAUUUAGCAGGGCUAACCAUACAGAUAUCUUAGCUAAAAUAUUAUUUAGUCGGUAUAGAGUUUCUCCAUUUAAAAUACAUAAAUAAUUAAAGAAUACAAUAAAAAUAGGAGUUGGAAGCAAUAACUUUUGUCUUAUUAAUGUAGUUUAUUGAAUAUAAAUGAAUACAGAUAUAUAAACUUAAUAAUCCAUUAAUAUAUCAUAGAGCAGAGUAUAUUAAUGGAUUAUUAAAUUGCAAAUGCUUGCAAUAAUAUUAGUAUGACAUACCCUCCUGAUUAUACAGGUAAUCUCUCAGUAUGUCACCUCCAGAGUUGGUCAGUAAGUCUCUACCUAGCAUUGAUCAUGCAUGUAUAUAUAUAGUAUAGCAUUUCUAAUUACUACUGGUAAUGUAUGGGUUAAUUCAUCUUUGGGUUAAAAGCAGUUCAUAUAUAAAAAUAAAAGAAAAACACUCUUAUCAGUCUAAUGUCAUAACCCAGACAUCUUUAAUCUGUAUUUGGACUAGAAGUUAGGUUGACAUCAAACCUUAGGGUUAAAAGCAGUUCAUAUAUAAAAAUAAAAGAAAACAUACUUAUCAGUCUAAUGUCAUAACCUAGACAUCUUUAAUCCCUUAAGGACCGCGGACGGACAUUUUUGCCUUGCCGACCGCUGACGGUCCUGAACCGUACUAAUACGGUCUUAGUUACUUACCUGAUCGCCGUCGUUCCCCCAGUGGCGAUCAGUGGUGCUCCCGGUGUGGGGAGACUGCCUGCAGCCCAGACAGUCUCCCCACACUGGAUUAGGAUCCCUGUGGCCAUGUGAUCGCUCAACAGAGCGAUCACAUGGUCACAAUAGGUGUCCAUGUGUCUGCCUGCAGGGGGACUGCCUGUGCUGCAACUGUAAAAUCAUGAAAAAAUAAAAAUAAAGUUAAUGUUAAAAAAUAAAAAUAAAUAUAUAUAUAUAUAUAUAUGUGUGUGUGUGUGUGUGUGUGUGUGUGUGUGUAUAUAUAUAUAUAUAUAUAUAUAUAUAUAUAUGAUAUAUAGACAUAUAUUAUAUCUAACUAAUAUAUGUCUAUAUAUUAUAUUUUUAAUGUCAUACUAAGUGUAUUUUUAUAUUACUAUGUACAUAUAUUAAUAUAAAAAUACACAUAUAAUUAAAUUACACACGUGUAUAUAUAUAUAUAAAAUAUACAAUAACUAUAUAUAUGUUGUAUAUAUAUAUAUUAUUAUAAAAUAUAAAUAAUACAUAAUUUAAAGUAAAUAAAAAAAUGUAAAAAUAAUAAAAAUUUAAAAAAAAUUAUAUCUAUAUGAAAUUUUAUUCUAACUGUAUUUUGAUAUUAAUAUAUAUAUAUAUUUAUAUCAAAAUACACUUAGAAUGAAAUUGUAUAUAUAUCUAUGUAUAUAUAAAUAAAUACAAAUAAUACGAAAUAUACAUAUGUCCAUAUACAAAAUUACAUAAAUAAUUAUAUAAAUAUACACGUACACUUCAAAUAUAUAAAUAUGCAUAUAUAUUUAAAUUCUACGUGCGUAUUUAUGUAAUAUUUUUACAUAAUUAAGUUAUUUUAUUGAUUGCAAUUUGAGGGACCUGCCUGCCAACCCAGGCCGAAAGUCCAGAAAAUUUUAUUUGCUAGCACUGUAUAUUACCCUGUAACGUUCUACGACACCCUAAAACUUGUACAUGGGGGGGUACUGUUUUACUCGGGAGACUUCGCUGAACACAAAUAUUAGUGAUUCAAAACAGUAAAACAUAUCACAGCGAUGAUAUUGUCAGUGAAAGUGACUUUUUUUGCAUUUUUCACACACAAACAGCACUUUUACUGAUGAUAUAAUUGUUGUGAUACGUUUUCCAGUUGUGAAACACUAAUAUUUGUGUUCAGCAAAGUCUCCUGAAUAUAACAGUACCCCCCAUGUACAGGUUUUAUAGCAUUUUUACAGGGUCAAAUAUAUGGGUCAAAUAUUUACAUUGAAAAUGGCCAGGUUGGUUACGUUGCCUUUGAGAGCGUAUGGUAGCCCAGGAAUUAGAAUUACCCCCAUGAUGGCAUACCAUUUGCAAAAGAAGACAACCCAAGGUAUUGCAAAUGGGGUUUGUCCAGUCUUUUUUAGUAACCACUUAGUCACAAACACUGGCCAAAAUUAGCGUUCAAUUUAGUUUUUUACUUUUUUCACACACAAACAAAUAUGAAUGCUAACUUUGGCCAGUGUUUUCGACUAAGUGGCUACUAAAAAAGACUGAACAUACCCCAUAUUGAAUACCCUGGGUUGUCUACUUUAAAAAAAAUAUGUACAUGUGGGGUGUUAUUCAGAGAUUUAUUACAGAUAAUAGUGUUACAAUGUCACUAUUGAUAAAUUAAAAAAAUGUAUGUUUUGAAACCGCAAUAUCCUAAUUGUACCUAUAGCCCUAUAACUUGCAAAAAAAAGCACGUAAACACUGGGUAUUUUUAAACUCAGGACAAAAUUUUGAAUCUAUUUAACAGUUUUUUUUUUCAUUCGCUUUUGUAGCUGAGUAAAAAAUGUUUUGAAGUAAAAGUAAAAAAACAUGUAUUUUUUUCAAUUUUUCAUCAUAUUUUUUUUAUUUUUUUUAAAUUAAAUUACAUGAGAAUAUAUAAAUAAUGGUAUGCAAAGAAAGACCCUUUUGUCCUGAAAAAAACAAUAUAUAAUUUGUAUGGGAACAGUAAAUGAGGGAGCGGAAAAUUACAGCUAAACACAAACACCACAAAAGUGUAAAAAUAUGCCUGGUCGCAAAUGUGCAACAUCGCAAAAACAGUCCGGUCCUUAAGGGGUUAAUCUUCAUUUGGACUAGUAGUUAGGUUGACAUAGGCAAAGCCUUGAAUUGUUAUUGCAUUAAUCUAAGACAAGAUGGAGUAAACAUGUGUACUGUAAAUAGGUAAAAGGUUAUUAGUUAGGAAAACCGUUGCAGUUUAAAGAAAUACAAUUUAGCAAUGUGUAUUAUACCUACAAUUGCCCAUCAAAGUGCAUUGCGCAUUUUAUAGACCUGCAUGCAUGCACCUGCCAAACGGCUUGUAGAAACCUAAUACCUACUGGGAAAAGUGAAACUAAACCGAAAACAGCUGACUUAAAACACAAACGAGGCCCUAGACAUCAGCUAACCCUGGGGUCUCUGCAUGUAAUACCAACCUUGCUAAAGGAGUCCUCAAGUGGACCUUGCUUGCACGGGACUAUGUCCUCAAGCUUCUCAGGAGGGAGAUGAUGAACUUCCCUGGGGGGACACACAAACAAAGCAUAAGUCCUAAAAGGGAAAAUGAGAGUGACAAACACUGGGGUCUAUAGAUGAGGGAUGUGGUAAUUAUACAUUUAAUUGCAGGUGUUUUUUUCUUUAGGGAGUAUGGGAGGAACUUUUUCAGUCUGCUGCCGUAGAUAUUGUCAUAAGACUUGUAUGGUCGUGAUUUGUGUACAUGGCACAUAUUCACUCCAAUACCAAAUACUGAAUAACAAUUGUUAGUCCAAACUUGUCUUACAAGGCAUAACAGCCAUAUAGGAACUACCUGAUAUAAUUACUUUUUACAUACCAAGAUUUACAACUGUUACAUUAUAAAUAAUAACAUAAUAAUUAUUAAAAGCCAAAUUGCAGCGGAAUAAAAGUGACAUUGAAAUUUGUAGUGCACCUUCCCUUGCAGUGUGCAUCACCCUAUCAAGGACUAACUUAUGUAAUUAAUGCUACUGAAGCUUUGCACUCAUCUGAUAUAAAUCUCCUCAAUCAAAAUUUUUUUUUCUUCCUAGACAUUGUCAAUAUUCUGCAAUCUGCCAUCCAGUGACAGGGUUUACCCUGCCAUUUUCUAUAACGAUGACUGCAUUAGCCACAAUUCUGAGGAUUCAAAGUUAAACCAUAAAUGUGAUGAAGAGGUGUUUCUAAACAAAGUGUGCAACUAAGCUGCUAAUAAAUAGAAAUUGGCACUGGAUUGGCAGAAAAUGGCCCAGUGGGCAGGUUUAAUUUUCUUUUACUCCCAGUUUAAGGUUGUCAGAUGAGUAAAACAUUAAAGAUAAAUGGUACAAUCACUGGAAAUCUGAAGUUGCAGUAUCAGUUAUGCCUGUAAAUUACUAUUGCAAUGCCGUACAUGCAUUGGGAAGUGAAAAAAGGUAUUACAUUUUCGUUUUACAUACAUGUUCUGGUCCCAUUGUGUACUUAAAAGUGGGGUAUGCCUGUAAUGCAAAAAGCAUAAAUAUAUAUAUAUAUAUUUAUAUGUAUUUUUUUAUUUAUUUUUUUAUUUCAAACUAGCUAAAUUCUCAUUUUGCUUUGCCCUAGGCUUUAUUAUACUUAAUCCAAACAACUUCCUAAGGAUACAGCCUGAAGAUGAGCCGUGUAGGAAAAGUCAAAACAACAUAGAAACACCUGAAAAUAUUUGUGGUGAAAAUUCUGGUGAGUAAUGUUGUUUUGGAUCAAAGAAAACUUUGAUUAUUUGUCUAUCUACACCUUCCAAAUUGAUUAAUUAAUGCGUGCACGCUUUCCCUAGAAGUAAUUCACACCGGAGACAAAGUUUCUGAUCAGUGAAAAACCCAGGAAUGCUUUAUUCCCCGGAGUGGGGGCUCCUUCUUAAAGCAAAAAUACGUCACAGUUUAAACAUACAGUAUACAUUCACCAAUUGGUUAACAGAGAAAGGGGGCUCUUGUUUAAACCCCCCUACAGAAUGUAGUGUCAUCAUUACACACUUUUGGAUACACGAUGGGAGGGGGAGUGAGUGGUAUCUAUCAGUUCUAAACCAAUGAUCCUCCAUUUAGCUAUAUAUGGCAUAUAGCUGUUAACUGGCACAAAGGUAGUGGGGGAGGGGAGGCCAGCAGGAUGUGAGGAAUUUACAUAGUAAACAGCAGCUGACCACAUUGUAGGGGGGGAAGGGAAUAUUUACUCUAGAAGCCAGUUUUAACAUAGUGAACAGAGAAUAAAUAGACAUUAGUAAAUAGCCAUUUUAUUUUAAUUCAUCUGUCCAUAACAGUCCCCCCUUAAAAUGGCAAUUUUUACUAAAACUACUAUCUCUCAUUCUAAUACUGUCCCUAUAGAAAAAUAACAAAAGGCUAUCUUGCACAUCUGUCUGAACAGGCCUCGAACACUUCACUGCGCGGGUACCCCAUAGCAGCUUGUCCACUACUUCUCCCGCGGCAGACUUCUGCCCGUAGAGACAGACGCUAUCCCUAAAUGUCCUUAAGAGGAAGUAGCUGUUGAUUUAGUGCGGUGGGACUGUAAGGGUGUAUGUGGUGUAUCAAGGUCGAUGUCGUCAAUCUCUUGGUGAAGGAAGGUCGGGGUGGUCUGGUCGAUUGUCUGAUCAACUGUCUUUUGUAGGCAUUUCUUAAGACAGGGUAACACACAACAAACAAGAAGAGCGAGGAUGAUUAUCGUUAUUAAAAUGGCAACACCUAUUUGGGCCAAAGCACCUUGCCAUUCAGACAUCCAUCCAAACCAUCUUUCCCAUGGAUCUGUGGCCCCAGAAUUUCGUUUCAGUUCAUUGGACAAACUCUUUAACUUUUCUAUUGCCAACGUUACCUUACCAUUAGGGCCUGUAUUAUCUGGAAUAUAGGUACAGCAUGUCAUGGUGUCUGGGAGUAUUUUACAUACUCUCCCUUUUUCUGCUAAAAUCAUUUCCAAGCUUAUUCUAUUCUGGAAGGUCAUCUGAGAGAUAGUUUGUAACCGCCCUAUCCCACCAUAUAUCCCAUAACAAGUAUAGUUCCCGGGCUAUAUAGUAAUGCCUUCGUCUGGGUUAAUAUUUUUAGUAAUGAUUGGGUAUUAAGUUUCCAUGACUCGCAUGCUGACCGCUUAGGUUUAAAUACAGUGUAGAGACUUAAAACGCAUACUUCAUAUCCGGAGGAAGGUUCAGGGAUACUGUACCUGGGUGAGGCCUCGCUCCUCUGCAGACAUAGCAGUUAGACUUGUUAUGUUUAGUAGCAUUGUAUUUCAUCCAUUCAAGUCACAAGUUAGUGUCAGAGAAACCUGUCUCUACAGCCCUCUUAUCCUCAAAUAUGGGAUGACUACCAUGUCUUUUAAAGUCCUAAUGUGUGGUUUGAGGGGAUUAACAGUCAUGUGCGUGGCACCUACCCAUUCAGCUGAGUCAUACAUGUCCUGUAAGAAAAAGGUCUCCUGUUUAUUGUAUAAACCUCUUCCCUUCCAACUCAGAUUUUAUUAGCCGUAAUGCUUGGGAGAAUAGAUUCAAACUUAGUUUCUUACCUUAAAAUUAUUUGGUACCCCCCUUGACACCCCUAUGGCAUUAAUAUACAUAUAUAUAUGUGUGGGUAAAACCACCCUUUAUAGGGGUACUCCUUUUUGUCCUGAAGCAUGAAUGAGGUGUGUCAAGAGUACCUUGGGGAUUGUCAUGUGUUAUGUGUAUGGACAUAAUAACCUAGGCUAGGGCACAUUUACUUAUUCUUAGAAAUCUUGUCUCAUGCUACCCUAGUACUGGCAGAUUCAGAUCAUUUAAACAUUCAAUAUUAAUAUCACCACAAACUCAAGAUAAGCAGAUGAUCUUGAAGAAGCUUUGACUGUGCGUAUGGCACCUCAGACGUGAGGGCUGCAGGGUAAGGAGUAUGUUUGUUUCUCUUUAGUUUCACGAGGUCCCCUUUUGGGGUAUUCAGCUUUCCAUCGAUGGCAGGUGGUCAGGCAUUAUUAUGGCCAUCAAAACACCCACUUGUUGAUAUUUAUUUAUUUAUUUUCAACAAGUAUCUUUGUUCUCUAAGAAUGGAGUUUCAAAAAGGGUUGUCAAGAUCAACAAAUGUUACUUCACAUGAUGCAGAGGCAGGCUUGAUUCUGGAAUGAUGAACCCACGGGGUGAUCUCUGUAUCUUUCACGGUGCACUACUCAGCAUGUGGUCUUGGUUAUCACUUUGGUGGCUGGAUAGGCCUCUGGCCAUCCUGAAAACAUGUCUGCUAUAAUUAGUGCAUAUUUGAAUCAGCCAUUCUUUGGCAUUCUGGCGACUUGACUCCUCUGGAAGAGAUAAUGAGGUUUGGCUAGAUGCUUGGGGCUUUCAUCCAUUCUUCUUGAGUUGCCCUUGGCACAAAUGGCACAAGAUUUACAGUAACUGUUGGUCAGAGAGGCAAUUCCUGGUACUUCAGAGUAUUUAUUGAUCAAAAGAGUUCAUGAGGGUUCUGGACAGAUGCUCCGUAGGCCCACUGGACCACUGCUGAGUAUAUGUUCUUGGGCAAGUAUAACUUGAGAUUGUUGAAGUACAGCCUGUCUUUAAGAGUUGCCCCUUUCUGUUUCCAGCUUGUGGUUUGUUUGUUUUUUCUUUCUUUCCAGGGUCAGUAGCUUGCUUGUUAUUCCUUCGGGAGCUUGAUGUCUGUGGGUAGGAUCUUACAUGGUGAAUAUGGGAGUUUCUUCAGCAGACACUUUUCUGUCCACUUCCCUUAGUGCACUUACAACUUUUUGAACAACUUAGUCAGCCAGAGAGCUGCCACAUGCUUCCUCUGAGUUCAGUCUUCCUUCAGAGAUCUUGCAUGGUGUGAUGGGAGUCUAUAGCUCAGCUUCUUGUGCAGACAUUGUUGAGGUGAGAUACUUGGUCCACUGUAGUGACAGCAAAUCCGGAACAGAACAUAAGAAAAAGGCUAAAAAAAAAUAAUAGUCAGUGUCUUAUCAUUUCCCCCCUUGGGAAGUGGCAGAAGAGUGGCCAGGUAAAUAGAGUAUCAUCCCUGCAGGGUGACAUUAUCCUGCACAGAAUUCGUCCAUCACAAGGAGAGGUGGGAUAUUGCAUGGAAAGUCUCAGGUAACCAGGGCAACAUUCGACACCAGAGCCUUAACCUGUUAGGGAAUAGUAAGAGCUUGGACAGGCUUUGGGGCCUGUAUAAUUCAGGUAAAGGUAUUGGGGGAACUAGCUAGGACCCUUGCCUCUUGGUCAGGUUUCACUGUGUGGAACAAAAUAAAUAAUAAGGUGAUAGGGGCCUGCAAGUGGGGGAAGGACAUCUGCACCUAGCAGAUUAAUUGGACAGGUGAAGGUAUCCACAAAGCAAGGCUUAGUUAACAGGCUACUCCAAGGAGAGCCAUCUACACUUAUGCAGGAGACAACAAUGUUAGACAGGAAUGAGGAGUCAGGCAGGCCUUGCUUGGUACAAAUAGAUGUCAUGUGGCCUGCUAUACAAGGCUGCAUAUAGUUAUUGGGCAUGGGCCUUACUAUGUACUAAAACUUAAGUUAAAAGAAAAUUUGGGACAACCUGAAGUGAUGCUUCUCCACAGAUGCUAACUCAUCGUUGAUGACAUUGUUAAUACAGGUAGCCUGAUCAGCCAAUUUAUCUUAGGCUUAAACAAGUCACACCAUGUAGUGGAAUGGGUCAUUAGGAUUCGGGAAAUUCUACAGUAAAAGGGCAUAGUAAGGAUGUACGCGAUGUUACUUUAGGAGUAGGCGUGGCUGUGGAUAGGGGGAAAUCAGCCUUAUCCAUUCCCAUAUAUUAUUCCUUUUGUCUUCAGUAUAUCCAAACCAUGUGUAUGUCCAGGCGUUGCAAUAUACAGUAAUCCAUUAUCAGUCAUGAUAUUAAAAUCUCAUUCUCAUGAAUUAAAUCAAAGAUUUUAAAUCAACCUCAGAAGCAACAAAGAAUAAAUCUAUUGUUUUUUCUUCUGUAAAAUGAUUGGAGUUACUAUAUAAUUGCAUACACCCAAUAUAACAUUGCAUGUUCCUCACUGCUACAUUAGUGUAUUUCAUUCUGCCAUAUGUGCAAACUUGAUUUAAAUUUUUAUUUUAAUUAACCUAAUACUUUCUUAUAACACAUAUAAAAACAAUGAAAGACAGUACAGACUAACAAUUCAUUUAAAACAAUAAACUGACAUAGAUCUCUAUUCUUGUGCUGUUCUUAAUUCUGGAAUCAGCCUGUGUACAUCUGUUGGCAGACAUAUCCAUGCUCAUUCCCUAAACUGAUCAUAUCUCUUGAAGUUAUCUGAUUCUUAUAACUUUCUGUGUUACGCUGCAUUGCUUGUCUGUCUCCUAAUUUCCAUAUAUUAUUUUAUCAUUGUCCUGAAAUUUUACAAAUAGCUGCUAUUAAAUGCAAACUGCAAUUUACUUUUCUCUGCGAUAUCAUUUAUAAAUUCCACAAUUCAUUUGUUCCAACAAAAUCUAACUUUCCUUAUUCCAACAUGCCAAUAACCUCUUGCUUAACAACAUAUACAAGAUUACACAAAGUUCCUAACUAGGUUAUUCGUCCAGCAAAUAUACCUUGUUUCCCUCACAUUCCUCACUGAGUUUACAAGCAUUUCACCCAUUCACCCCACCCCCCUGUAGCCAAUACUCAUAGCAGUCAGAGCAAGAGAAAGCAACAAAGAAGGAGGGGGGAGGAGGGAGGAAGACUUGCAAGCACAAAGUUUUUUAACCAUGUGAUUGCCUAAGCACAGCUCUCCUUAGGACAAAAGAUAGAAUAGGAGAGUAACGAUACAAAUUGUAUAGAUUACAAUUAACAUAUAUGGUACCCAACAAGACAUACACAGACAAAAGCACAAAAUACAGAUGUAAUUAAAUCACAAAGUUCUUAAAAUAAAUGCCGGCUUAUAAUAAAUCAAAUCACACACACACAGAAACACUCAAGCACAUAAACCGCUCCUUUACCGAAGCUUAGCUAUUUAAACUCUUGACCGAGUUUUAAUAAAACAAAGGAACCGCCAGGUUUUUUACCAAACGAGGCCAAAACAUCACUCACUAGCUUCUUUACCAAAGCUUAGCUAAAAUAAUAUUUUUUAUUUUUUUUUUUAAAUUAUUUUAUUUAUUUAUUUUUAAACUCUUGACCGAGUCUCGCAAUAACUUCUUUACCGAAGCUUAGCUAAAAUAAAUAUAGAGCCAGGGGUUUUCCACCAAACCCGAACUUGGCUAAACCUGCAAGUGCUUAACCACACUUGGCAGCAUUAUAUAACAGUAUUAAGCAAGUAGUAAAACAGAUUCUCAGACAGACACUUUCACACAUAAAACUCACACUCAGGACUCAGGCUGUAGAUAGACAAGUGACAGGUUCUAUAUAAAAGGGGACAUUCGGGCAUAUAUAUAUUACCUGUCUGAAGACGUUAAACACCGGAAGCCGAAUGUGAAGGCACGGAGAACAAGAGAAAUCCAAAGAAAGGAAAAUAUAGGUAAGUAACUCAUUUACCAUAUGCAGAGGUGAUCAGGCUCCGUUUCCAAUCUCUGGGAAUCCUUUGCUCUCCUGUCUUGGGAUCUGACGGCUGCCUUAGUAACGUAUCCCUUAAAUGCCCGCAUUCUCCACCAAAUUGUUUUGGAUCAAAGAAAACUUUGAUUAUUUGUCUAUCUACACCUUCCAAAUUGAUUAAUUAAUGCGUGCACGCUUUCCCUAGAAGUAAUUCACACCGGAGACAAAGUUUCUGAUCAGUGAAAAACCCAGGAAUGCUUUAUUCCCCGGAGUGGGGGCUCCUUCUUAAAGCAAAAAUACGUCACAGUUUAAACAUACAGUAUACAUUCACCAAUUGGUUAACAGAGAAAGGGGGCUCUUGUUUAAACCCCCCUACAGAAUGUAGUGUCAUCAUUACACACUUUUGGAUACACGAUGGGAGGGGGAGUGAGUGGUAUCUAUCAGUUCUAAACCAAUGAUCCUCCAUUUAGCUAUAUAUGGCAUAUAGCUGUUAACUGGCACAAAGGUAGUGGGGUAGGGGAGGCUAGCAGGAUGUGAGGAAUUUACAUAGUAAACAGCAGCUGACCACAUUGUAGGGGGGGAAGGGAAUAUUUACUCUAGAAGCCAGUUUUAACAUAGUGAACAGAGAAUAAAUAGACAUUAGUAAAUAGCCAUUUUAUUUUAAUUCAUCUGUCCAUAACAAUGUGAUCUUUUUUCAUUCCUCUGAGUUUCAUAUAUCAAUGGAAAAAGGGCAAAAAUAAAAAAAUACAGCUGAUUUUGCUUUGGGUUGUUUUUUUUAUUUUAUUGUGACACAAAAGUUUAUCAAACAAAACAGACUUAUGUAGUUUGAGUAUGUAUUCACCCCUGUUACUAUAACUCCCCUAAAUAAACUCGAGUGCAACCAGUUGUAUUAAGUAGUUACAUCAUUUGAAAGGAGUCCACCUGUGUGCAAUUUAAAUGGGACAUGUUCUUAGUUUUUUGGAAGAUCAGAGAGUUUGCUAAACAGCUUACAAGACCAUGAAGGCCUAGUAGCCACUAAAAACCCAGGAUAUUCUGGGGAAGAGCCAAUGGGGUUAAAUAUUCCAAAAAAAAGCAUUUUUUAAAUCCAUUUUUUAUAUUAAAUGGAAUGAAUUUGCCACAACUACCACUUGCUGACUUUUAAAAGUAAAGUAACCAUUCGUUAGAGAGGAAAUCAAACGUCUUGCAACUCUGAAGGAUCCUGUAAGACACCUGAGACUGGGAAAGAGAUUCACCUUCCAGCAAGAUAAUUAUCCUGAACAUAAAGCCAAAGCUACACUGAAAUUGUUUAAAAGCAAGAACCAGAAUAUUUAGAAAUAACCAGUUGAGAAUCUGUUGAAAUAUAUAAUGCUAAACCUUUACAUUAUAUAUUGUUUUUUUUUUUAAAUUUAAUUAAAACAUUUCUACUGGGCAUUAUUAAUUUCUGCCCCCAUCUUGUAAACCUGCAAAUUAAGAAAUUACUUAUAUGAAAUCCAGUGACAGACAAAGCUCUCCUCACUGGUUUCCACGCCUUCAUUGGCGUCACCACUGUCUGCUCAUGCUUCACACAACAAUGUAACCACUUACAGGUGAAGUGAAUACCACUAAUUAUAUCAUUACAUUGGCACCUGUCAAGGGGUAUGACAUAUUAGGCAGCAAGUGAACAGUCAGUUCUUAAAUUUCAUGAGCUGCAAGUUGGAAAAAUGGGCAUGUGAAAACAUCUGAGUGACUUUGUCUAGAGCCAAAUAGUGGUGGCUAGACGAAUGGGUCAGGGUAUCUCCAAAACAGCAUGUCUUUCAGGUAUGCAGUGGUUAGUACCUGCCAAAAGUGGUUCAAGGAAGGUCAGUCUGUGAAUUGGUGUCCGAGUUAUAGGUGCCCAAGGCUCCUUGAUGCACGUGGGUAACAAAGGCUAGCCUGUCUGGUCCAGUCUUACAGAAGAGCUUCUGAAAAAUGUAAUGGUGACCAUGUCAGAACACACAGUGUUCCGCAUCUUAUUGCGUAUUAGACUGCGUAGCCGCAGACCAUAAUGACGUCUGUCCACUGCCAAAAUCCCCUACAAUUGGGACGUGAGCAUCAUAACUGGACCAUGGAGCAAUGCUUAAAUGUUGCCUGUCCUGAUGAAUCACAUCUUUGUUUUAGAUCAGGUGGAUAGCUGAGUGUGUGUGUGUGUAGUUUACCUGGGUAAGCGAUAGAAGCAUGACACAUUAUGGGAAGAAGGCAGGCAAGCAGAGGCUGGGAAACCUAGGGCCCUGGCAUUUGUGUGUAUGUUACUUUGACAUGUACCACCUACCUAGAGAUUGUUGCAGAUCAUGUACACCCCUUCAUGGCAAUGGUGUCCCCAAUGGCUGUGACCUCUUUCAUCAGGAUAAUGCACCCUGCCACACUAAAAAUAUUGUUCAGGAAUGGAUUGAAGAACAUGACAAAGGUGUUACCUCCAAAUUUCCCAGAUCUCAAUCUGAUUUGAGUAUCUAUGGAAUUUACCGGAACACCAAAUCUGAUUUAUGGAGGCCCCACCUCUCAACUUGCAGGACUUAAAGGAUCUGCUGCUAAUGUCUUUGUGCCAGAUAACCCAGGAAACUUUCAGAGGUCUUGUGGAGUCAGUGCCUCCACUCAAUCAAGGCUGUUUUGGUAGCACAAGGGGUCCUAUACAAUAUUAGGCAGUUGGGUUUAAUGUUGUUGCUGAUCAGUGUACAUACUCCUACCACCAUAACAACUUCUAAAAGAAGUGGUCAUAGUGGUUGGAAGAAACCUUAAAAACAGUCUCCCACCAAUGUGUUUGAGCUUUUUAUUCCCCAACUAUAGUCAUCAUAAAAUACAGUACUGAAAUGUGCAAAGCUGCUAGAGACUUACCCUAAAGACUCACAGCUGUAAUGGUAAACAAAUUAGCGUAUGCAUGAUGGUACAUCUAUCUCCAGCCAGUCAGCUGUGAUUACAUAUGAAUAUUGCUAUAUUGAAAGGAAUAAUGCCAUCUGCUAGGUACUCUGAAAUUCCUGUGUAAAAAGUAAAUAGUAGCUCUUAAGAGUACCCAAUCAAGUAAUUUUACUGAUGGUAAACAAUGGCAACCCAGAAAUUAUAUUUGUUUAAAAAAAUGGUGGGUAUUAAAAGGGGGAUUAUCAAUAAAGAAUUAGUCCAAAUCCUUAUGUUUGUCUCACCCAUAAAUCAACAUAUUUAUGUUCAGCUAAUUCGUCUUUAACUAGUUUUAGGAAUAUUUUUUUUUCUCUGAACUAAAUUAGUGAACUAAAUAAUGUUCUUACAACAGACUAAUUUUAGUUUAUUUAGAACUAGCUCAAUUUAAUUUGUCUCCCAUGUUGGAAUUAGUGUAGGAUCCACCGAUAUUUGGUGGUGAGUGGUGAGCUUAAAACGAUAUGGUCAUAUCGUUAUAUGGUGGAACUGAAUUCCCAUAUGUGUUGAGAUAGGUGAUUUUAACUAGCCUUAAAAUAAUUGACAACUGGGGCGGAGCCUGACUGCUGAGCUGAGCAGAUGUGCCUGACAAGAGCUCCGGCCCUUCAGGCAGAAUCCGGGAUAAAAGCUGCAGCUACAUAACCCAUAGAAACCCGAGGGUGCACUUCCCACGUCGGGGGUGCCCCGCUGAACCUAACGAGACCACCCCGGGGCAGCUGGAGACGCAAAGACCCAAAUGCGGCGACUAGGGCUGAAGACAGGGAAAAACAACCGCUCUCCUCUGCGAGGGAGCCCGCAAACGACGCACACGUGGUGGCGGCCAUUUUGAUUCAUUCGAAUGCAGUCAGCGGUGUGUGCCGUCAAACUCAUGGAACUAAAAUCGCCUACAGAACGGUGCGAACACCGUUGAAGUUUUACCUUCCCUAGAACUAAUGCAUUCGACCGUUCAUUGGACAAUUCGAAUGGUUGUCGUUCGUCUGCUUGAACUGACUUUAACAUGGGAAAUAGACCGGCCGCACAGCUUGAUUCUCUGGAACUGUUUUGGGCAUGAAAAUGUGCUUGCGGUCGGUCAAAGGUGACUUAUAUCUCCCGAACGGCUGAACGGAUUCAAAUGAUUUUUGGGUAUGUUUGUAUUUGAAAAAUGCUAAUUAAUAAUACAUUGGAUGUAUAGUUUUAGAGUUAUGAAAGUUGGGUAAAAAGUAUGUUUUAAACUGUAUGGCUAAUUGUGUUACCUCACAGGCUAAGGGGAGGAGAUGUGUGGGAUGUAACCAGUGUGUGAUUGGGUAAUUCAUAAUUGUCUGUAGGCGUCUCCCUUGCAUGGGAGAAUUGCAUAAAAGCAGAGUGUGUGUCAUUAAAAACCUCAGUUCUUCUUCACCCUCAAUCUGAGUCCUGUCUCAUAUUGGGUGAAUCUGCUACAAGGGAUUGUUAUGCUCGUCAUACUCUCUUGCUAUAAUCACUGAGCUCUUGUAAGAGCUGUUCUGUUCCUGUUACACUCUCUGGGGAAAGAGAGGUUCACCCACUGGAAGCUGGAGCCUGGCCUUGGGUCCAGGGUGGGUGGAAGCGGCGAGACCCCGGUGCAGCUGCAUCGCUGGAAGUGGGGUCUGCCGUGCUGAUGGUGUCGGUUGGAGUGCUUGGAGUCCUCAGCGAGCACUAGGAGCAUCGAUUGGCGGAGGUACUCAGUCAGAGUGCCAGCGGUCCGUCACAGUUAGCCCUUGGCACAACAGCUUAUUCUUUUCAUAACUACAUUAGCAUAGCCAAUCUAGCACUACCAAACGUUAUUUACUUAAAUGUUACUCUGAUAAUAUAAAGGGUCAGUCAAGCUUGUUAUAUAUAUAUAUAAAGAAUGUGCGGCCUCCUAUGCCAAAAAAAAAUGUCUUACUUAGUUAAUCCUGACGGUUAGUUUCUCUUGAUGUACACCAGUACUACUAUCUUAAUCAACUACAUUGUCUUGACCAACCCAUGUUUCUUUUAUAAAAGUGUUGUUAGGGUUAAUCGCUCUUACUAAUCUACCUAGCACGUAAUGCAACCAUUCAGUCACCGAGACAUUCUCCACUUAGUCAGUCAAGUGUUACGUUUAACUAUCUAUAAUACCCUAAAUAUAACAUCUUGUGCUGUGUUCUCAAAAGAUGCAUAAUAUUUCAAACUUACGUUUAACUAUUAAUAUGCUUAAUUACUUAAUUACUCUAGCAUGUCAAAUUAUAUAAGCAAUGUUUAUUAGCCUGUUAUUUUCAUGAUUUAAAAAAAUAAUUGUGCAACUGUAUAAUGUCACAACCGUGUCUGCUGUCAUGGCUCCACGGGCCUGCCUGUAAAAUCUUCUGCACCAAAAAUAAAGCAUUAAAAAAAUAAAAAAUUAUUGACAACUGUAUUUUUAUGUGUGUGUGCUGUUCUUAAAUCUGUAUUAUGUAUACCUUAUGAUGUCUAGGGCAGCACUAUUCCUAAGAAAUGAAUGUGACAGGUCUGCCCCAAAUUUUAUUUUUUGUCUUUAUUAUUCUAAAAACAACAAAAAAUCUAAAUACUGCCACUCCAAGCACUCAGAAUCCACAGGAGGUUUAAUUGGCACAAAGCAAAAAGUAACAAACAGGGGGGAAAGGUCACACAAAACACCUAACAUUUUUUGGACCUACAGGUCCUUAGACAUAGGAGACAUAAUUUAAUUUAAGUUGUUCUGUCUAUUCUAAAAAGCGACUGAUGUUAUGAGUCAUCAAACUCAUAACAUAUUUUUCCAAUUGUGGACACUAUUUUACAUACUAUAAAGAGUCAUAAAUCACUAGUGGACUGAUCUGAAACUGAGAUGGGUGGGUAAAAAGGAGGGGGGGGGGGGCUGAAGAAACUCCCCUAGGUUAUUGUAAGUCUUUAAACCUUUAUUACAUGCUUUUCAAAGUUUUUAAUUUGGUUUGUAUAUUUGUUUAAAAGUGUUUGCUUUCUAGUUUAAAAAAAACAAAAAACACCAAAACAAUGUAUUUCAAACACUCCAGCAUAAAAAAGUUCUCCAUCAGUCACCCAGUUCUACAUACAUUUACCCAGACUUGGUCAUACUUGUCUUGCAGAUAUUUUUUGUGUGUGUGUCAGUCUUAUUAGCAUCUACUUUCAUGUUAUUGGCAUGUAGGUGAAAGAUUAGAAAUAUGUUUGCCCUGAUGAUGUGUGCAUUAUCUCAGUUCAUAACAGCAUGGGUUACUGCUAACAUCUUAUGAGUGACUUCACCAGUACGUGUGUAGAUUGACCCCUUAAGGACACGUGACAUGUCAUGAUUCCCUUUUAUUCCAGAAGUUUGGUCCUUAAGGGGUUAAGUAAAUACCUGCCUGGAUAUACCUUUUGUCAUCAACACCAUAAAACUGUACAUUUUGUAUCAACAUUCAUUACUAUUAUAGUGUAGAAAGGUAAACAUUUUCCUAGAGCUUGUUUUCUAAAUAUUUUUAAGUUUGACCAGCAAAAAUAUGUUUAAAUUAUGUUCUCAUACGUUAGUGUGUUUUGUCUCUUACUCUCCACUUUGAUAUAUUGGUGGAGCUUUUUUUUAUCAUUAUUUUUUGUUAUUGUUGUACCCAGACUGUGGUUUGGUGAAUCCUGAUAUUUUAUUAACUGUCCAGCCUGGUGAAAAGCAGCGUGUUGCAGAUUUCUACAAACAAGAUGGAGGAAGAAAUGUAUUAGUUCCAAGUACAAGUAAGCUUCUUUAUACAUAUGAGAAAUAACACUCUAGCUUUACUGUAUGACGGAUUAAGUAAAGGGACACUAUAGUCACCAGAACAACUACAUCCUAAUGUAGUUGUUCUGGUGAGUAUAAUCAGUAUAUGCAAGCAUUUUCAUGCACCUAGGGACACCUCCAAGUGGCCACUCCUCAGAUGGCCACUGGAGGUGCUUCCUGGCUCAGUGCUGCACAGUAUGCAGCUCUGCUGUUCAGCGUCCCCACGUUCUGCAUGGGGAUGCUGAAUUUUCCUCAUAGAGAUGCAUUGAAUCAAUGCAUCUCUGUGAGAAGGUGCUGAUUGGCCAAAACAGUGUUUGGUCCCAUCCCAUUGCCGAUUUUAGCCAAUCCAUUGCUUUCCCCAUGGGAAAGCAUUGAAUUGGCUAAAAACCAGCAAUUCUGAUGAUGUCACCAGGGGCGGGCCAGUGCCGGCAGACCCGCACGGCGCUGAAGUAAGGUGCGUUUUAAUGCUUUUAAGGGGGGUAAAGGGUGGGCAAGCCACCUUAAUGGUGGGUUUUGCACUAUAGGGUCAGGAAUACAUGUUUGUGUUCCUGACCCUAUAGUGUUCCUUUAAGGAUGUCUGCCUUGUUAUGGUGUUCAGUGUCCCACAAGCCUUGUAUAGGAGAAUAGUAAAAGCCACAAAACUUAAAGAUUAAAAAAAAGCAUUUGUUUAUUUUUCAGAAGCCAAAUACUAUUUACGUUAAUUCUAGAAUAGAGAAAAGUGAUUGUAGUUUUCAACAGUGGUCAGCAGUAUUGCAGUGUGUAAAAAUUGAGGGGUGUUUGCUUGUUUUUAACCAAUAAAGGGAAAUACAACUUUGUCUCUUCUAAUGAUUUCAUAGUAGAAUGAGGGUCUCCUAUUGCAGGAGCAGUGAGAGAAGUCAGCAGAUUUUUAAAAGUGAGGUCAGGCUUCCAUCCACCUCUGCACAGAUUUUAUUUUCCCUGAUAGACAGUUUGCACAUGCAUCUUCUCAUUGUAAUGUUUUCUAGUUAUAGAUUUCUUCAUGAAUGAGAUGUCUUCACAUUGCCCAUAAUGCUUUUCUGGACUUCUUACAUGUACUUUUCAGAAAAAUAUGUGCAAAUCUGUGGGCUCUGCUACACAGGAGGUAGGGAUAACAUGUUGAGGACUUUUACAAAUAUAACAUAAGAUGGACAUCAGAGGAAAGGGUGGAACAGGUCCAUAACGGCACUGUAAACAUCAAAGUGCAUAUUACUUAUAGUACGCUAAAUGUCUGUAGUACAUUUCAACUUACCUGCCAAGUAACAUGUCACUUGUAUGGCAUCUAUGACAUACAUCUAAUAUUAAUGUCCUCUCUGAUUCCAAUAAAGUCCUAUAGAAGGAGUGUAUUCCCUUUCAAAUCUGAUCAGGGUAUUAUUUCUUAAAAUUAUUACACAGAUCAACCAGUCCAGAAGAAUAAAUAUGACUUGCGGGGUCAUUUCUUUUUUUUGCAAAGAUGCCUAAAGCUGGCACUAGGAUUUCCGUGUUGGUGCCCAUAGAAGAUAGGGGAAGCUAGAUAUGCUUACCUAAACUCCACCAUCUUUGUUCUCUUAGGCUACUAGUGAUUUCAUCUCUCAGGACCAUGUCAUCAACUCUUGUGCAAGAGUUAAAAUCAAGGUUAAUAGAGGAGAUAAUCAUAGACGAGGAAGGUUGCAAGUGUUAACAAAAUGUGUAGUUGUAGGGGUAAACUGUAUUGAACUGCUUAAAAAAUAAUUUUUUUAAUUAAAUAUUGUGUAUGUUUUAUUUACUGAGAUUAUUUUAAUGUAUAUUGCUUUAAGAUUUGUCUUGUUACUUGUAACGGGUUGUAUUUUGCACAACAAUGUUUAUUCUGGUAUUAACAGGUAAAUUUAUUGACAAGUUUGGGGAAUACACCGCUAUUAAACAAGAAACUACUCUAGAAGAGUAUGCAAUUAUUUCUGAAAUUGAAACUUUGGACAGUUCAGCCAAAUGUAAGUAGAAUUGUAUAAAGCUGAAAACUUUGUGCUGUCUGACUUCGGUGCCCACUGUCUGUAGUUUUCCUUCAAUCUGUCAGGCUUCCUGCCAGCUUACCUCCCACUGAUGCUCCGAGUUCCGCGAUCCCCUCUGGCAUUCUGUCCGACUGUAUAAGUAUGCGCCUGAAUAAAGUACUAAAUUCGGCGUUUGCGAACUGAACGUGGAAUUCGGUAGACCGAAUACGGCGCAUGAAAAUGACAUCAGGGUAUAGAUUAGGAAGGUCAAGUACCUUCCACGAAUAGUGGUCAAUUCCAAAUGGAAAAUGACCAAUCAGGUGUAAGUGAUGCAUAUAUAUAUAUAUAUAUAUAUAUAUACAUAUAUAUAUAUAUAUUUGAUAUAUAAUAGGUACUUGAUAUUCCUAAUCUGACCCCUGACGUCAUUUUCAUGUGCCGAAUUUGGUACUUUUUUAUUAUUUUAUUAUAUUGACCAUGGCUUGUUUUAUUGUAUUCUCUGAUCUCUGUAUUCCUUUGACGUCGCCUUGCUAUACUGACUUUGUUUGUUUGUUUGUUUAACCUGGCCAUUCUAAGGACCGGUAUAACAGACUUAUUCCUUUAGCGAUUCUGUCUGUGUGUUCAGGUUCCAGGAUUCCUGACACAGUCCCUUAGUAAUAUGGUCUGUGUUGUCAUAACAAUUGGUUCUUUUGGGAUUAUGUUACCAAAUGGAAAGUCCCAUUAAAGGAACCCUAUAGAGACAGGAUCACAAACUUGUAUUCCUAACCCUAUAGUGUUUAAACCCUCCCUCCCCCCUUAACCCUCUUAAAAGGUAAUUACCUUAUUUCCAACCCUGCCCUUGAUCCUCCUCCUUUCUGACAUCAAUCAUAGGGAAAGCAUUGGAUUGGCUGAAAUAGUCAAGGAGGCAGGAUGGGUUUAAUCAAUGCAUCUCUAUGAGAAAAGUUCAGCGCCCAUGGAGACGCUGAACGGCAAUCCAUCUGAGGAGUUAAAGUUAUCCCUAGGGGCUACUGUAAGUGCUGCCUUUUCUCCAAAAAGGCAGUGUUUACAUACCUGCAGGAAAUGAUUAUACUCACCAGAACAAUUACAUUAAGCUACAGUUAUUCUGGUGACUAUAGUGUCCCUUUAAAGUGGAUCUUUGACUUUUCAGUAUUUCAUAAAUAUAUAUUCUUUAUGAAAUACUGAUCAAGACUACUUUGGAAUUUCAUUGAAAUUCCUAUGCUGUCCAAAAAUACCUUAAAGGGACACUAUAGUCACCAGAGCAACUACACCUUACUGUUCCCCAUAGGAUUGGCUAAGACUGUCAAGGAGGCAGAUCCGGGACAGAGCCAGCACAAGUCAAACACAGCCCUGGCCAAUCAGCUUCUCCUCAUGAGUAAAGAUCAGUGUCUACAUGCAGAGGGUGGAGACACUGAAUGGCCGUAUUGCACACUGUACAGCACUGCCCCAGGAAACUCCUCUAGUAGUCAUCUGAGUGGCCACUAGACUGUAAUGUAAACAAUGCAUUUUCUCUGAAAAGAUAGUGUUUACUGCAAAAAGCCUGAAGGGAAUGAUUAUACUCACCAGAACAACUACAAUAAGCUUUAGUUGUUCUGAUGACUAUAGUGUCCCUUUAAUGGUUUUGUAAAUUAGAUUAUAUUGUGCUUUGAGUAUCUCUUGGAAUUCUGAUUUUUAUUUUUUAUUCUUCAAGGUUAUCCUUGCAGUGAACCAACUGUUCGAAGGGGUAACUUUCAACAACACUCCUCAAACAACAAUAUACACAUGGAAGCAAAACAUGACAUCAGGAUUUCAACUGGUGAGUUAUAAACGUGGGUAAAAAAAUUAACCAUGCCACAUAUCUGCAGUGUAAUGGAAUGGUCUAGUAUUGUAUGGUAGUAUACAGUGUGUGUGUGUGUAUAUAUAUUUAUAUAUAUACAAAUGGAACAAAUUGAGAGCACUCAUUGGAUUUAGUAAACAAAAAAAUAUAUUAAAUCAAACGCAUAUAAAUCAACUUUUCAACCGUCUAGCCGUCUUUAUCUUGAUAAAGACCGCUAGACGGUCGAAACGUUGAUUUAUAUGCGUUUGAUUUAAUAUAUUUUUUUGUUUACUAAAUCCAAUGAGUGCUCUCAAUUUGUUCCAUUUGUAUAUUUUGCACAGAGAGGCACCUGGUCAUUGCUAAAUUAAUGCUUUUGUUAUGGGAUGAGUGCCAGAAAUUAUUGUGAUUUUUAUUUUUAUAUAUAUAUAUAUAUAUAUAUAUAGAUAUAGAUAUCUAUAUAUCUAUAUAUAUCUGUCUGGGAUUACAUGAAAUGACAGAAGUAACUGAAGCUGCCUAAAUCUAACUGUUGUGUCUUUUUUGGCUUUUACCUUCCUUACAUAAGCGCAGGGACAAAGAGCAUCUUCCUCUGGUUUACUCAAGGCAAACACUGUUCCUGUGCCACAAAAGUUUAUUGUCAAGAAACCCUUUAAUGCAUGUGACAAAGGUUUCCCUGUAAAAAGUAAGUUUCAUUAUUGUGAUUUUUUUUUUUUUUUUAACCAAAAAUAAAUAAAAAUACAAAAUAAUCAUUUGCAAUUCUUUUCUGUUGGUUUAGUGGUUGUAGUCAGAUGAUAUAGCAUUUACAUUGCACUUGCAUGGUUAUAUGGAAGUACCAUGUUUCUUUUUAAACAUUAUAUUUAUUUUUUAAUUUUACAGACAAUUUUUAAGUUCCUUUUGCUUGCUACUGUAUAAACCAGGGGUUUAGGGAGUAAGCUUUUAUACUUCAAAGACUGGCUAAUCAUCAUGGGAGUUGUUGUUCUACACCAUUGAAGAUUCUUUAUUUUUGGCACUACUGGUAUAAACUAUAACUGUGUUAAAUAUAUGUUAAAAGGACUAUCUAAGCACCAAAACAACUUUGGCUUAAUGGAGCAGUUCUGGUGUAUAGAUCCUGCCUCUGCAGUCUCACUGCUCAAUUCUCUGCAAUUUUGGAGUUAAAUCACUUUAAGUUUGUAGUCCUAGUCACACAUCCCCUGCCUGUGACACAGCUUCUCUACACACUUCCUGUAGAGAGAGAUCUAAAUUUCCUUUAUUGCAUAGUUUUAUUUGGAAUUUAUCUCCUGCUUUGUUAAUUGUCUGCAGGAGGCUGAUGUGUGUAUGUUACAAUUAACAGAGAAAUUAACAAAACAAUAUUGUUCACAGUAUGUAACAAUGUCUGGAUCUUGCAAAUCAUGCCCGAAUGAACCAGAAUUUUUGUCCACUUUUCAAGUGGACCCAAAGGAGCUAUAUGGCUGAAAUCCAAAUCUGGAAGGUUAAAAUUCAGACCCUUAUGCUUAAAAUAAGGGCAAGGAUUUAAAAAAUCAGAACUAUUUGCUAGUGCUUUUUUUUCUCUCUUUUUGUGCCUUGUUGACAGUGUGUGGUUUAUUUAUUUUUGCUUCUUUAGUACAGUUGCGCUUCCUUUCCCUCUUUAGGCUUCCCCAAAAUCGAGCCGGUUACCAUAAGAAUCAAAUCAAAGGAUCAACUAUGUAACACUGAAAAUGUAGGUCUCGGUGGAAGAAAUCUUGCUAAUUAUGCAAUUGGUAAGUAUGGUCUCAUUCUGCAGUAUGGUUUACGUGAUGCCCUUCGAAUUGUGACCUUCUAGCAUGUCACACUCAAUGUAUAAAAUGGUUAUGUUAUACCAAUACCUCUUUCCUCUGUAGUUUUUGUUUGUACAUUCAGAUCUCCUGAAAAUGUUUCUGUGGACUUGCUGUAAACAUUUGUUAAACUCUAAUGAAACCUAUCCAACUACAAAUAAAACUGUUUAAACAGUGUUUGUUGAACAACCUGUUUUACAGUUGUAAAAAUGCCUUCCACAAUCAGUUGAAAAGAAAACAAACCAAAAUAAAUAUCAGCAAUGUAUUUGUGGAGCAGGUUCACAGUUUCUUUUUUAUUUUAUUUUCUUUUUUCUUUUUUUAAAUCCAUUUAUUUCAACAAGUGGCAUAUAUACAAUUUUGAUACCAAUUGUAGAUGUCAAAUCAAAAAGGUUGCUCCGGUUGUCCGAAAAUGUGACGUGUAUAAACAGGUUAACCUGGCUACUUCUGUAUUUGUUUUUUUUAAAAUCUACUUUUACCUUGUUUUAAUGGAUAGAAAAUGAUUUUUUUUCCCCCAUCCAGGCCAAUUAUUUGUGUAAUUAUUCGACUUGUAUUUUAAUCCCACAGAAGAUGCAUUAAUCAACAGAAUUAAGUGUCCCUUGCCUCCAGAUGGUUACGUUAAUAAACACAAUCUGCCCGAGCUGUCAGGAAAAAACAGGGAAAAUGUUCUGCAAGGUUUCAGUCAGAAGAAUACGAACACACCGCAUAUGACCAAAACAUGCAUUCCAGAAAACAGACCAAAUCCGCCUGCUCCAUGUGUGAUCAGUUCUGGCACCAUUACAAAUACUUUAAAGCUAAAAAGUGCACUGCCUUUCAGAUGCUCUGAAUGUGAGAAAACUUUCAGAGUAAAAGCAUACCUGAUCAAUCACAGACGAACACACACAGGAGAGCGACCCUAUAAAUGUUCUCUUUGUGAGAAGAGUUUUGGUCAGAAGUCAAAUCUGAAUGUUCAUUUUCGAACUCACACAGGAGAGCGACCUUAUGCUUGUCCUCUGUGUAGCAAACGGUUUAUAGAUAACUCUGGCCUUAUUCAGCACAAGAGAAUUCAUACAGGUGAAAAGCCUUUUCAUUGUUUACAUUGCCAAAAAAGUUUCACUAAGAAAGAACACUUGAAGGUUCAUGCAAGAACUCACAAGAGAUAAAAGCCAUUUACAUAGUUAUUUUGUUGUAAACGCUUUUGACAAAGGUGCAGUCUCACAAAAUCCAUGACAACUCAUGUAGAAAAAUCUUUUAAAAGUUAAUUAUUUCCAAAAUAGGGAAACAACUGGUGACUGCUCAUACAAUUUCUCAAUUAUUACAUGUAGAACAAUUGUGUUUUAGUUGCAAGAUAAGCAAGGCUUUGUAAAAACCUGGAAACCCACCUAAAGUAUUUUUACCCACAUCGUAUGUAUGUGUGUAUAUAUAUAUAUAUAUAUAUGUACAUAUACUCACAAUGAUCAGCCAUAACAUUAAUUAUAUAGUUACAAUUGCACCUAUCGAUAGCAAAUGGGCAAGCAAAAAGAACUGAGUGACUUUGAUAUGGGCCAGAUAGCGAUGAGUAUUGUUUGGUGUUGCUGGUAUGCAGUGGUUAGUACCUACCAAAAGUAGUGCAGGGAAGGGAAACCGUGAACCACUGCUAAUUGACGCACAUGGGGAGCAAAGGCUAGUCCAUCUGGUCCAAUCACACAGAAGAGCUACUAUAUAUUACAUUGCAAAAAAAUGUAUAGAUGGCCAUGAUAGACAGGUGUCAAAAUACACAGUACAUCACAGUUUGCUGCAUAUGGGUCUGCAUAGCCACUGACCGGGCAGUGUGCCCGUGAUGACCUCUGUCCACUGCCAAAAGCGCCUUCCGUGGGAAGUGGACCAUGGAGCAUGGAAGAAGGUUUCCUGGUCUGAUGAAUCAUGUGUUCUUUUAGAUCAGGUGGGUGACUUAGUCUGUGUGCGUUGUUUACCUAGGGAUGGGAUGGCAGCAGGAUGCAUCAUGGCAAGAAGGCAGACCAGCAGAGGCAGUGCUAUGCAAUGGGCAAUGUUCUGCUGGGAAAACUAGGGUCCUGGCAUUCAUGUGAAUGUUACUUUGACAUGUAGCACCUACCUAGAGAUUGUUGCAGAUCAUGUAGUUGGCAAUGGUGUUCCCUAAUGGCAUUGCCCUCUUUCAGCAGGGUAAUGUCCCCUGCCACACUGCAAAAGCCAUUGUAAUUGGUGUUGCCUUGGCCUUCAAAUUCCCCAGAUCUCAAUCCGAUUUAGCAUCUGUGGAAUGUACUGGCACAACAAAUUUGAUUAAUAGAAGCCCCACCUCACAAUUUCCAGGACUUAAAGGAUCUAUGGCUAAUGUCUUGAUGCCAAAUAUCACAUGAUACGUUCAAAGGUCUUGUGGAGUCACUUUCUCUAUGCAUAAGAGCUGUGUUGGCAACACGAAGGGGAACUAUAUUAGGCAGGUGGUUUUAAUGUUGUGGUUGAUCAGUGUAUGUAUAAAUUCAAAUACCCAAGGCAUAAGGGCAGGAAUACUGAAAGAAAAACAAUAUGACAGUUCUGCAUUAUUGGGUCACUGUAGAUACUGUAACUGCUUCAUCUCAUUUAAGUGGUUAUAGUAUCUGGAGUCUCAUGGUGCCAUCCUUCCAUUCAGUGUCAAACUGUUUUUAAUAUUUUAAUGAUGAAUGAGAGUCCACAUCAGCCAAUCUCCUCUAUGUUGCUUGUGCUAAUGAGGAAGCAUUAGGCUGAUUAGCUGAGAGUGCCAGCUUAUCACUUUCAACCUAUCACAGGACCCAUUGCUGAUAUGAAUUGGUAUGGCUAAAAGGAAGAGUAAAAUCUCUGCCUUAACCAUAUCUCCAUUAAUGCCCAGGCUGUGGGUAGCCUGGGACCCUUAUUUAGUAUUAAACUGCUCAAAAAUUGUUUAACACUGAAUGGAGGAAUAAUGCCAGGGGACACCAGGCACUAUAACCAAUUCAAUGAGAUAAAAUCUUUAUAGUGCUUAGAGUUCCUUGAAGGCUGGCAGAACUAUCUGCUUAUUCAUAUAAUAUUUUUAAAUAUAUUACAAACCCAGAAAGUUUUUUUCUGCUGCACUGGUAACACAUAUUACAAUGCUACAUACUAUUGUCUUGUGACUAGAUUAACAUUUAAUACCUCCUGGAAUAGUAUAAACAGGGCAAACUUCGAUAUUAAUAAAUCAUUUCUGGAAUUGCUUUAUGCAUUAAGGCGAUAUUGCAUUAUGAUACAGCUGUUCACAAAAUUAAAUUGCUGCAUCCAACAGUGUUUAAAGGGACUCCAUAUGGAAAGUAUUUUUUUGGGGGGGGAGGGGGUUGGUGAGGUUUUUUUUUGUGGUGCCUAAAUUAAAAUUGAGUUAUGGAUUAAUAAGAACUUUUUUUUUCAGGUUUGAAAUCUAUGUUAAAAAGUGUUGUUAAUAAUUCAGUCAUGUUCCUUAACAGAAGGAAUCUUUACUUCAGGAAACACUGUACUGUUUAAACAGAUUUUGGUAAAAUACAGUGUUUACUUAUGCUAUAUAUUUUUUCCCUUUACAGUAUAUGCCAGGGCAUAUUAUGCAAAUUAACUUAACCCCCACAGUGCCAUGCACGUGAUCAUAUAAGUAUGUACGGCACUGUGGAAGAUAUGCCCAAAUAGUAUUUUUCUAAACAUGCCUAAGCAUGCAUGGCACAUUAUGGGGAGAUGGUGUCACCCUUGAAAUUAAGUGCUAUGGAAAUGUGUGCUUUAUACAUACUUUCAUUUCACUAUUGACCCAGUAAGCACUUUAGUAGCAUUUACUGGGUGGGUGAUUGAAAAACUGUGAGGUUCAAAGAAGUGCCAGUUCUGACUUAAAAAGGAGGGUUAUGCCCAUUAGACUAUUUAACAGUAAUACUCCUGAUGUCUUGAUGUACCAAAAAAAUAGAAUUAGUAGGUGAAAAUACCCAUCUAUGAUAUCCAUAAACAAUUUUAAUGGGUUUUUACUAUUGGCAGAGGGAGAACAGGGAUUUACACCAAGAUUUACAAAUAUUUCUUUAAAUCAGCACAUUAGCACAGCAGAACAUAUUUGUAAUUCUGUAUUUACGAAGAUAAUUAUAUUAACCCCUUAGAACAGAGACAAUUGUCUAAGUCUUAACCAAAACACCACUUAGAAUUUGAGCUGUAUGUCUAUUAAACCAUAAUUUGCCUCUUUCAUAUUAACUGCACCCACACUUAUUAUAUAUUAUUUUGCUCAGGAGAAAUAGGGCUUUACUUUCACAUCAAAUAUUUAUAUAUGAAACCAAGUUUAAUAAGAAUAAAAUCUAAAAAAAAAAAAAGUGUGAGAAAUUAAGAAAUUGUAUUUUAAUUGUUAUUUGUGCAAAAUUAUAUUAUUUUUAUUAGUUAUAUAUUGGGAGAUCUGCCUGACAACCCAUGCAGCCCUCUGCAGGCAAUCUGUCAAUCAUGCCAAUCAUGACUAUAGUCAUGUGUCAGAUCAGCAGGAUUGGCUGCAGGAGGACUCCCUCCGUUGUCAAGUAUACAGGCUGAAGGAGGGCUCGAUUGUUAGAGUGUGCUAUGCCACCCUAUCAGUUUUGUAAACUGACAUAGCGUGUCCUAACAUCGGGAAAACUUUGCAAGUAGUAAAAAGGUAAAUUUGGCACCUGAGAACUAGUUGUAAAAUUGUUGGUCAAUAUAGGUAAAAGAGUGGGCCUGACCCACAAAUAUAUAUAUUACCAGCAUAUUUCAGUAUUUGGGCCCAUUGGCCCAACUACGUCACAGGGGGUGGUUCCCUGUCUUUAAAACACAGGAAAGCAGUAUAUGGUUGCAAUUUAGGUGCUGUGUUGUUUUUUUUCUCACAUUCACUUCAUUUUUUCUUUUUGCUUUAUUCUUAUUUGGACAGAUGUUUUUAGAUUCGACUAAUAAAGGAACCUUUUAACCAUGCAUUGUUUGAAGUUCUGUGCGGUUAUUUUGUUUGUUAAAUAUCUAUAUUAAACUUUGUACUAUGACAACAGAUUACUUGUAACAAUGUCCUUUACUUAUUCAUUUAUAUAAGCCUUAUAAAAAAAUAAGGUUUUGGACGGUAAUGCACUAUGCACUUUCUUGCAUUUUGUGAUGAAAUAUAUUACCAUAUAUUCUAGCUUUCAUUAAUAUAUAUAUUUUUUUUUUUAUAAAAAUACUGAUUCGUCAUUAAAUAUAUUGCACUGUCAUAUUUGUAGAGAUCUUUUUUAGUUACCCGUUAAUUUUUGAUACAUGGAUAUUCACUCUGCAUCUAAGUUUCAAACAUCUGAUUAUAUUUUCUAUUUAUACAUUUUGUUAUAUCUAAACAAAUAUAGGUGGUUUUAUGGGAAAUGUUGAAAUGCAGAUAUAUUUUAUCUGUUCUGUAUAAAUGCAUGGAUAAUUAACAUGCAUUAUCUCAAUAUACAAUAUAAAUAACUGUUCAUAUAAAGGUACAUAUUGUACCUAGUACAAUAAAUUAAUUUUAAUUUCUGCUAUACAAAAUUGAAUUAUUUACCAUACUGUGAUAAGGUAGUGGAAUUGCAAAAUGUAGGACAGAAUACCCUAGUUAAAAUUUCCCUAAGCUCUCUUAGUCCUGAUGUAAAUUGUAUUACAACACUCUUAUAGCAUCACUGUCUAAAUAAAAAAAAUGAACAACCUCAAUAAAACCUUGUACUGGUAGUUUUAUUUGAUUGAAGACAUUAAAACACAGUAUUACUACUUAUUUUCUGAUGUUGAGUUUUUUUCUCAGAGUAUAUAAAAGUUUUUUUUUUCUUUUUUUGUUUGCUUCUUUUAUAUUUUUCUUAUUUUUCCAACAGAAGAUGGAACGGUUAACCAGAGAGAACUCGGUAAUCAGAAACUUAAUCUAGGAAACAUUCCUACAAAAAACAAAGGGAAAGUUCAGUACAAUUUGAAAAACACUGGAUACUGCCAAAGAAUGUUGAGGUGGUCAGUUAGUCAAAAGGAAGAAAUCACUCCUAAACGCUAUAUGGCUGGUUCUCAAGGUCCAAAAGAGCCAGAAAGAGGCUUUAACUGCACCGAAUGUGGGAAAAGAUUCUUUAAAAUAUCUGAUCUCAGGCUUCAUCAAGCAAGCCACAGAAUGAAAAUGAAACAGUUCAAUGGAUGUGUCAUUCAAUUUAAAAGCCAUCAGAAACCUCAACAUGGCCAAAAACUGUCUAUUGAAGAAAAAAAUUCACAUGCUGGUUCCAUCAAAAAUGUUAUAUCAGGGGGAAAAUCUAUAACAUGUGUUGUGUAUGGAAAAAAUGCCAAUCCAAGCAACAACCUCAUGCAAAGUCAAAAAACACUUGUUAGAGAAAGACGAUUUGUUUGUAAAUUUUGUGGCAAAAGGUUUCAAAAUAAUAGUAAUCUUAUUGGACAUGAGAGAAUACACACAGGAGAAAAACCUUUUGAAUGUCCAGAGUGCGGGAAAAGCUUCAGCCAGAAAGCCAACCUCACAACCCACCAGAGGCUUCACACUGGAGAAAGGCCAUUUGUGUGUCUUACUUGUGGGAAAGGCUUUGCACAGAAGAUUAAUCUGCUUACCCACGAGCAAACACACACCAAGAAAAAGAAGAAAAUAGAUAACAAACAUGUCCUUAUGAACUGAUCGAUAAAUUCAUACAUCAGGAUUUGGCUGAUUCACUGAAAGGAAAGGUGUCUCAGCUGUACUAACCAUAAAGUGCCUGGAAAUACAGUUGUUCCUCUUCACAAAGUCUACUAUUUUUACAAACAACACACUUCUUCACGUGCAGGCUAAUUCCACUGUUAGUCUAGUUUUGGACUAGUUGACAGGUGCUACUCUUAAGAUGUAAAGAUGCAUAAGAAAGAAAGUACCUCAAAAAUGAAAAAUAUUUUAGAGAUAUCUAAAAUAUGAAUCAUUUGUUCUGUUUCCUCGCCUUACGUUUAAAUAUAUAAAUAUUCCCAGUUUGUAUAUAAAUUAUGGUAUUUCUGAUAUCCUUGAGCCUGAUCUCAGUAUCAGUUGAUUGUUUAAAACCUCAAGAAACCUCCUAUUUCUAUGUUUAAAAAUUGCCUAGCAAUGUAGACUUGGAAAAUGUUAUUUAUUGAGUAGUAGUUCUUUUUUCUGUGUACUAUCUCCUUCAGGUUUUUGGAUAUAUUUUACAAUCUAUUGUAAACAUCUAGCUUCAAUAUAUAAUCUCUAGACGCAAUUUCUAGUGCAGUAAUACUUCCGGUGUGUGCUUUAUGUAGACUAACCUAACACGAUAAUUCUAUGGCUUUUAACAUUGUGUUCUUAGUUGGUCUGCUGAGAGUGCUAAAAAUGUUCAGUGCUGAAGGCCAUGUGGUAGUAUUACUUUUUUCAGGUAAAGAUGUGAAUGAAAGAAUUCGGCAAACAGCCAAACAGAAUACUGUAUAGCAAUCACAAAUUCACUAAAUUGAAUCUUCAAUUUUAGGAACUACUGCUUCCAGUCAAGGGAGAUAAGUGCACAGGCUGGAUAUUUUCUAGCUCACCCUUAUAAAGGCAUUCAAAGGUAGCUAAACAAAACACUAGCAAAACAAACACUAAUUAUAGCCUUUUUAAGUUUAUUAUAUGUUUUUAGAGAGUGGAUGGUGAUGUAUUGUUUCUCUUUCUAGUAUCUCUACAACUUUGACAUUCUUUACAUUAGUCCUUUUUGAGAGAGCAAAAAAAAAAUACCAAUAUUUUUUGCAUCCUACUAAGCUGCAAUAACUUUAGCUGAAAUUACAAUUUUUCCCCCUGCAAAACAUCUCAAUGGUCAUACCCUCAGAUUUUAUAAUGUGAAUCACCUGCUCAUAUCCUUGAAAUGCCUUUUGUUUGCAUCCUCUUUGCCCAUUCUACUGCUCUCCUUUAUACUGGUCAGUUGGGAAGUUCUCCUGAUACUACUCCCCUUUGUCAUUUUUAUCUUCUGUCCCUCCUUCACUUAAUUUUUUUUACUCUGAUCAUCUUUCAUAAAUAGGCCAGUAUAUGCUUGUGUUUUAUUCUCCCCUUUUCUCCCACACAGUUGUGUUUUAUCACUCGUUGUAUUUGUACAACUUAUUAGAACAGGAUUUUUUUUUUCUUCUAAUUUUUAAUUAAAGGAGCACAUCUCACUGAAGAGCCCAUGUUGCCUGGAGUACCCAGGUGCCAUCUUUCGUUCUAGUGUUAAAUGCUUUUCAGGCAGCUCACUACUGUAGUACUCAGUUGUUGGUCUGUUAUCUCUCCUAUUGUGCUCAAGCUAAUGCAAAAGCAAAGGGGCAGCAGUGAAAGGCUGAGAAUGUCAGCUAAUGGUCUUAGUGUAUUACAGUUUGCCCGUUGCUCGUAAACUUAUGAACAUUUUGAACCUUUGUUUGCAGUGGGUGGCCAUGUCAAGGUAAAUAUAAAAACCCAACACGCAGUGCUUAAAACUAUACUAUCUGACGAGAGAAACAAAGGACAGCUGUGUAUUAUCAGACCUUAGAGUGGUCGGGCUUAGCGCAAUGCCUAUAGUUGGUGAAAUGUAAAGUCAAGAAAAAGGCAAGGUCAUGGAUUCAAGAAACCUAGAAUAACGAUAUGCUAAGCUGGGUCAUACAGAUAACAGAGUAGUUAGAGAAGCCAAACCAGGAAACCAGAAUUUCACAGACUUAGGAAUGCGCUAUUGAGAUCCCAAGGGUGAUGCUUUGUGUCUUGUUAAAAAGGAACGGGGCUACAGCAUCAGAAAUGCUCACAGGUGUGUCUGGGGGUGUGCAACUGAUAUGGUUCCUACUUGGAGAGGAAGGGGCACCAGGUGAGUGGUGUAGUGCAAGGGAAUGUAUUCUUACAGACCACUGAUAAGCUUAGAGCAUGAGCUAAUGCCUCUCCUCUUGGGCUAAUGCAGAAGUGAAGGGGCUUAAAGUGGUUUAACACUGGAAGGUAGAACAGUGCCAGGGAACUCCAUGCUUCAUAGCCACCUCAUUAGGAUGAAUUGGUUAAUUGAGAAGGUGUUCCUUUGAUACCUUAAUCUUUCCCAGAAUAGCGAGUGCAAUCUUGAAACUACUUACUUUAAAGAUGACCACAUCUUUAAAUAUUUUCUUACUAGAAAAAGAAUGAUAGAACUUUUUCAAAUAAAUGACCAGGAGUUACACUUUUCUGCUAGUUCGUGCAAUGCAAUGGUAUUUCCUGUCAGAGACAGCAUUAUCUCCAGGUGUCUGUGAUGCAGAAAGUAUAAGCACAGAAAAGUAAAUCUGGUAAACCAUAACAGCAAGAACUAUCAGAACCAACUGUUAGAAAGUAUAAAGGCACAUAUAACAACAUGGCCAUUUAUUUAUGAAGGAGAAAAAUUCGGGAACCCCUCUUUAACAUAAAUAUCUGAGGAGGGUCUCCGAGCCAAAUCCAUAUAUAUAUGUAAAUGUUACAGAACGUGCAAGUAAUGCAUGUUACUGUGUUUUAGAGAGUGCAAGUACUGACACAUCACAGCAUUCUGUAUUCUGCUUGAUAUUUUUGAUCAUAACAAAAAAACACCUAGAACUGGUUUAUAAAUUUUUCAUACACAUUUGAAUUUCUUUAACCGUAUUCUUUCCAAUUGAACUUGAAAAUAAGCAUUUCUGUUUUUGAAUUUUUUUACGGUAAUGUAGAUUAUUCUUCAACGGAGUCAUACUGGAUUGCUUAUUGUUUAGGGUAGUGGACUUCAAUGCUUCUCGUACUAUCAGAGAAUGGUUCUUUUAAGAUUGCGGGAGCUGAGGUCCAUCAGCCAUUGGAGUAUCGUAUUUGACUAACAUUACUAUUUCUCUCAGUUUCUCAGUCCAGCACUCAAGCAGAUAAAAAUUCUCUGUAUUUUCUUACACACGCAUAUGUAGUUCAAGAUACAGGUUUUGACUGUGACUGACCCACAUCUUUUAAGGAAAGCACUACAUGUGACCUUCAAUAUAUAGAUCCAGAAAAAUGUAUUUUGUGCAGAGCUUUAGAGUAAUAUGACAACGUGCUCUCCAGCACGCCUUACGCAACUUCCAUGAGGAUUGCAACCUGUAGCAGGUCAAAUUGUAAGUGAGGAUUGUGGACAGUUAAGUAAACCUUGAAGAUCUAUCUGGUAGAUUGUUUGGUCUGUACCUAUGGUUUCUAAACCUUUACUUACGUGUUACUAACAAGUCAAAAUAUACUCCCAUGAGUUAUAGAAAGUCAGCUGAGACUGUGUGGGAUUAAAAGUGUAUUUAUUAGUUAUUUUAUGUCAGAUGCAGGAACACAUAUGGGUAUGCUCGCUAGUGGCUUUGUUGACUUAAUAAUAUGUUAAGUUCUAUUAUAAUUGUAUCCAUUGAGUUUCCCACCAUCUUGAACAUUUGAGUUGAAUAGCCGUUAAAGCAAAUAGGGGAUUGCAACUGUGCACCCACUUUGACUGUUAAUAUAUUACCUCUCUAAUCUGCAUUACAUCACUAACGGUUUUUAGGUAUUUAUUUUCUGUUCAGUAAUAUUUAGUUACUGUGAGCUACAUCUAACAUCCAACUUUGCUGUUUUUCUUGUUUUUACACAUGUACAGGGGUGGAACAAUCCACACUUUUCUAAUGAGUGUACUUUGUGGCAAAGACCAGGAUUCUCACAGUGGUUUAUGUUGGGAAUAUUAUAUUUUUUAUUAUAAAAAUGGUGAUUUGUCCCAUUGUGCCAUGUAAUCUGCUCAAUACCCUAAAUCUUUUUCAGAGUUGCUGAGGGUUCUCUAAAUUAAUCGUUGCUCUCUGGAUCUGAUACAUUGAAGGACAAGGCUUUAAAGUCUGUAGAUUUAGGUGCAGUCUGUGGUGGUAUGUUUAGAAACCUUGAAAGUGUUUUUGAAAUCUCCUUCUACAUUGGGACAUAAUCACCAAUACACUGUUAAUACAGAGUGAUCACCGUUUGGAUUAUGCAAAUACUGCUCUUCAUAUAAUCCCCGUAAAAUGAUGGAAAUUGUAACAAAGAUUUCACCUAAGAUUUCAGAUCUUAAAUGUGGAUUAUUUAGUGCAAUAUACAUUCUGAAUUCAGUGAAAUGGGUAAGUUUACGUAGCAAUAUUUGCAAACUGCGGCAGGAUUUUGUAUGCAUAUGCAUUAUAAUUAUUAUAGUGCGUGUUAUGUCCUGUAUCUACACACACAAACAAUACAUUCAUUGCAACCACUGUUUAAAAUAUAAUGCCUAAAAUUUAUGUUGCUGAGUAGCUUACUAUAUUUAUAGCCUGGCUAGUUAGACUCAGGGAUAUUUUUCCAGCCCUGUGUAUGUGUGUGUGUAUAUAUAUAUAUAUAUAUAUAUAUAUAUAUAUAUAUAUAUAUAUAUAUAUAUAUAUAUAUAUAUAUAUAUAUAUAUAUAUAAAUAAAACAUAAAACAUAUAAUUAUUUUACUAGUAUAAUUUGUGGUGGCCACACUGUAGACUUGUUACUCGUGUUUUUAAAUACCUCCUUGUGGCAGAAAAAAAAGAAAAAACUUGUCACAAUUUUUUGUUGUAUGAAAACUUUAUUAUAUAAAGUUGAAAACCAUGUAAAUUGUGAGAUCAUCUGUUAGACCAUAUUCAGAAUUUAUAGUGCAUUAUUCUUUUCCUUUCUGUUUUUUCUUCUUCUGUUUUUACUGGACUGUUUAAUGCCUACUUUUCUACAUUUCAUUGAGUCACAGUUCUAUUCUUAAAUAAGAGCGCUAACUUUGAAACAUGGACAAACUACAAACCUAUAAAAGUUAUCUUCCUUACUGUUUGAGGGUCCCGUGUUUGGUGUGGAAGUUUCUACAAUGCUGUACUUUGCUUUGAAAGUCAUUGUUUGGGGUUCUCUUAAAUACCAAAUUACAUUUGGUUGUUUCUAGACUUAAUUAAUGCUAUGAUUAUGUAGGCAAGUCAUUCUGCUGCUUUAAUUGCAUAAUGUUUGAGGUGUGCUUCCACAUUCAGCUUCUUACAUUUAUUCAUGGCUUUCAAAAGCCACAAAAAAACCAACUGCAGUAAAAUUACAAAGGACAACAAAGUAAAAUAUAGUUGGCAUAGACACAAGAGAAUGGCAGGGUAGAUUUUUAGUUAAAAAAAUUAAGCAGAUAAAAAAUCCCUGUUUUUAGGACUGAAUUCCUAUUUAUCUAAUAUGAAUUCAAGGUUCUUUGUAUUUGUAUUGUGUUCUUAGCAAUUUUAUGUGGGUCCUUUCACAGAAAUAAAAAUUAAUAUGUCCACUUUUAGCAGGACACUACAUGGUCAAAGUGACUUAGAAUUUGUUUUAUAUUUUUCCAAGGUUCUCAUCCUUAUUUGCCAUGUAAAGUGUUUACUUCAGUGUAAAAUUCCGCCCAUUUAUUGUGUGAAAUAGACAUAAACCAAAAUAUAUAUAUAUAUAUAUGCAAAUAAAGUUCUGUUUCAUUUCCAUUUGUCUGGGGUUAGGAACCAAAAUAACAAUAAUCCCAUGAUAUUGGUCUGCGGGCUGUCCAUGUAUUUCUUUUGAUCAGUGUUGUCUGUUACCUGUUUUGGUUUGCUUUCUCACAAUCCCAUUCUGUGCAUGUUUUGUCUGUAAGUCUGGUAUGUGUAGAGCCCAUGGUACUUUAGAAGGAGAUUGCUCUGACUAUAUAACCCACUGUUUAGAAUGAGUGCUUUAUGAAAAGUCAAGUUGGUAUAUGUAAUGCUUUAAGGUUAAUGUGUCACAAGUGUUGUAAUACCUUCCAAUAAACUCAGUUUUGUAAUGAGUUAUGAAAUUAUGUUUUUGCUUGUUCUUUGAGUACCUAUCCUACAAGAGCUCAUUAUUCCCUAGAAGUACAUAUCAGUUUAACCCCUUAAGGACCAAACUUCUGGAAUAAAAGGGAAUCAUGACAUGUCACACAUGUCAUGUGUCCUUGAGGGGUUAAGAAAAG
Messenger RNA from Pelobates cultripes (western spadefoot toad), 69686 nucleotides. Lineage: Eukaryota; Metazoa; Chordata; Amphibia; Anura; Pelobatidae. The record is from the annotation of a GenBank genome assembly.